UGACGGAACCUCAUGGCAAAGUGGAACCAAUUUUAAAACCUAUCCAGUCAAAAUCAAUGUGAAGAAUAAGCCUGAGGGUCCAGCUUUUGACCCCAAAGUCAAAGCUAUUCCUAUCUCAGAGGGAGGCCAGACCAUCAAAAUUAAUGAUGUAAUUGCCAGCUACCCUGCAAUAGAUGGAGACACCAGGAAACCAGCUGAGAAUGUCAGGUCAGUGUUUGAAUGAACACACUGAAAUGAAUUCAUCUGUAGUUAAAGUACAAUGUCAGUUUAUCUUUCUACCCUGAUCACAAUAAUCAACCUGUACCCUAGGUAUGCCAAGGGUUCAGAUCCUGACAACUGGCUCACCAUUGAUCCCAACACAGCUGAGAUCAAACUGAACAAGAUGCCUGACAGAGAAUCUCCAUUUCUGAAAAAUGGGACUUAUAUAGCUAAAGUUCUGUGCAUCAGUGAAGGUACACUUUUCUACUGUAUAUCUUCUGCCUCCCACAUGUUAACCUUUCCUGGUAGCAAUAGUUCAAGAGUGUGAAUUUGGCUUGCCACUUCUGCAGACCACAGUAUUAAUGCCAUAACUACUACAGUGUAAGAGUGACAGAAGAGUGACACUACAAACAAAUUUUGUGUCAUAGAUGCAUUAAAGUCUAACAGCGGUAAUCUGUCUGAAGUUUGGAGAAAGAAAUACUUUUUACUAGAUUAGUGUAGAUUUUAAUGCAAAGUUCACACUUUUUAAGCAGCAAACUUUGUUUUCAAUGUGCAGUGCCUAUGACAUAAACAUGGAUUUUCAACAUUUGCUGCACAGCAGUAAGGGACAAUGAAAAUAGGCUCUUCGCAGCCAAACGUGAGGUUGUUCAAGCCGUAUGACAUCUGUUCUGAGCUGUUUUGUUAUCCCAGAUUGUGAAUUGUGAGUCUGCUACUAUUCCCACUUGCUUAAUAAUGUUCCUGGAGGUUCAACACCACUGCACAGACAGCAUAGUGGUCAUACUCUCUUACAUGUCUGAAAGAAGAAAAUUAGCCUCUUCUUCAAACAGAUAUCUAUCAACAAUGAAUAAACAAACAUGAAAUGCUACAUGGUCUGAUCUCUUGUCUCUUUUUCAAACAGACGAGCCCGGUAAAACAGCCACUGGCACAGUUGCUAUCCAGGUGGAAGAUUUCAAUGACAACUGCCCUACCCUGACUAGUAACAUUCAGACUAUGUGCACCACACAGGAUUCUGUUAUUGUCAAUGCCAAAGAUGAGGAUUUAUUUCCUAAUGGACCUCCUUUUGACUUCAAGAUCAUUCCACAAGACACUGAGGGUAAAUGGCAGGUGGAGCAUCUCAAUGGUAAGGAAACUUUUACACACAAGUAAUUUAUCAAAUGUACGGAUGUGAUAUAAUUUAAUUUAUAAAUAUUAAAAUGUAUUACUUCACACUUUCAUUUUUUCAAGAAAAGUGAAAAUCUAAUGAAGGCUUGAGUCUUCGGUUAAGACAACAUGAUAAAAAAAGGUGUCUAAGGUCGCUUUUACACCAGAGCUGUUUGGUCUGCCUCGUUUCCUCGGAUAGUGCGCUUCGUUUUGGCAGGUGUGAAAGCUCAUCCGAACUCUGGUGCGGACCAAACAAGCGAACUCUGGUCCGCCUGAAAGCGUAGGUCUCGGUUCGCUUGCAAGUGAACCCUGGUUCGGUUCGUAUGCAGUGUGAAAGUUCACCAGACCAAACACAGGACCAAAUGUACGUAAUGACGCUAUAUGCAGUGCAUACCCAGUGCAUCUUGGGUAGAGGAAGCGCGGCGUCCCUUGUUGCUAUGGCAACAAGUGACCGCUGACAUUAGCAGUUGCUAGCUAGCUUAGCUCAAUUGUCUGAACAACAAUAACCCAUAAAUACACAAUUUGGCAUAUUUAAACAAAAUCAAAUCACAACUACCAACAGUCACAGUCCUUAAACUCUGAGCUCAUAUGUUGUCACGUUAAAUCGUCAAAGUUAGAAAAAUAACAGGAUCAAUCCCUGACAAGCUACGAUAGCAUUGUAGGAACAGUUGCGUUCACUAACGUUGUAGCAUUCCAAAAAAUAAUGUGAUGAAGCACAAUACAAGACGGCUAGUCCACCCCUGUUUGUAAUCCGUGAGGUUACAUACCCCUCCUACUUGGUCUAAUCGACGAGCACCCCUUUCAACCAUGUGAUGCUGCUCGGAAAGUUCGGUGCGCUUUAGAAAUCACAGUGUGAAAGCAGAACCGAAACAAGUGAUAAAUGCAACAGUGUUGCGACUUUCAGCUCCCCAAUCGAACCGAGUCCACUUGGUCAGGUGUGAAAGCGACCUAAGAUGUGCAAACGGAUGCAAAAUAAAGUGAAAGUGAAAGAUAAGGUCGCUGUGAUGUUUCAACUAUGCAAGGACAGCAGACAUAUGACAAAUAGAAUGAAAUCAAGGACAAGAAUUACUUGUUUAAAUUGUCUAUAGGCCUGAUCUUGAAGUCAUAUUUAGAAACGGUGAUGAAGAUCCCACAAGACAAGGAUUAAAGACUCUGAAACCCCACCAUUAAGGACCACUUCUGUGUAUCUGCUUGAUGCAUUGUUGGUGCUCCAUUCUUGCAAGAAUUAAAUGUACCUUCAUUAUAUAUCCUGAACUUUGGUGUCUGCCUUUUGUCAUUCAAGAAAAACUUUUCUAACAAUAAACCAAUCUGGUAUUUUUCACAUUCCACACAGACACUGCUGCGAUCCUAAGGGCUCAAGAGACCAUGUGGCCUGGUGUCUUUAAGGUGGCAUUUGAGGUGAGGGAUGAGCAGGGAGAGGCCUGUCCAGAACCACAGAAAGUUGAGAUCCAAGUUUGUACCUGUGAAGAUGGAGUUAUGUGUGGAAAACGGGGGGGUGGAGGUCAGGUCAAAAAGGAGGCAGUGUUCGGACCUGCAGGCAUUGGACUGCUGUUUCUCGGCCUGCUGAUGUUACUACGUAAGUAUGUUGCAAUGUUAAUCAGAAUCAGAAUUACUUUAUUGAUCCCAACCUGGGAUAUUAUAGUUUUACUGUAGCUUUUUCCUAGUGAGCCAAAACAAUAUAGAAAUAUAAGAAGACACACAUCAAGAAAUUACCGUAAUAAAAAUUAUAAAAAUAUGGCAGUAUUUCCAAUUCGCGUUUUUCCCAAAAACUUUUUAUACAUUAAAUACAGAAUAAAAAACUAUUGGGCUUUACAACUGAAAUUUGAAAAGAGCAGUGGUGCCAGUAAAAAUAAAAAUAAGAAUAUGUUGUAAGGACUGAAAGUUUUAUUUAACAGUAUUUACAGGUAAGCGAGCAGAGCAGAGUACGUAUAUAUUAUGAUGAGGAUAACUCAUAAGAGGUGAGCUGUUGUACAGUGUUAUGGCCCUUGGUGGGAAAGAUUUCCUGUAUCUGUCCUUGUGAUAUCUGUGGGUGGUGCAGAGGGUGAUCAGGGUUAUCCAUAAUGGAUAAAAGUUUGUUUUGAGUCCUCCUCUCUGCCAACACUACAAAAAAGUCUAGCUUGCAGCCUAUUACAGAGCAGGCCUUCUUGAUGAGCUUAUCCAGUCUCCUGAUGUCACCAGCUCCAGUGCUGCUCCUCCAGCAGACAACAAAACUGAUAAGAGUACUCACCACAACAGACUGACAUAAGAUCUCCAACAUCUUGCAUCACUCAUUGAAGGACCUCAGCUUUCUCAGAAAGUAGAGUCUGCUCAUCCCCUUCUUGUAUACAGCAUGUGAGUUGGCCUUCCAGUUCAGUUGUUGUCCAUGAUGACACCCAGGUACUUGUAAUCUUCCACCACAGAUACACUGUGUGCACAAUUAUUUGGCAAGUGAAUAUUUUGAUCAUAUCAUUAUUUUUAUGCAUAUUUUCCAACUCCAAGCCGUAUAAACUUGAAUGCUUAUUGGAUAUAAGCAUAUCAGGUAAUGUGUAUUAGUGUAAUGAGGGAGGCUGGGGCCUAAGGAAAUCAACACCCUAUAUCAAGGUGUGCAUAAUUAUUAGGCAGCUUCUUUUCGUCAGGUAAAAUGGGCCAAAAAAAGAGAUUUAAGUGACUCUGAAAAGUCAAAAAUUGUAAAAAGUCUUUCAGAGGGAUGCAGCACUCUUGAAAUUGCUUAGAUAUUUGGGCGCGAUCACAGAACCAGCAAACAUUUUGAUGCAAAUAGUCAACAGGGUCACAAGAAUGUGUUAAGAAAAAAAGACGCAAAUUAACUGCCAAAGAUUUGAGAAGACUCAAACGUAAAGCUACCAGGAACCGCUUAUCCUCCGGUGCUGUCAUAUUCUAGAACUGCAACCUACCUGGAGUGCCCAGAAGUACAAGGUGUUCAGUGCUCAGAGACAUGGCCAAGGUAAGGAAGGCUGAAACCUGACCACCACUGAACAAGACACACAAGUCGAAACGUCAAGACUGGGCCAAGAAAUAUCUGAAGAGAGAUUCUUCAAAGGUUUUAUGGACUGAUGGGAUGAGAGUGACUCUUGACGGACCAGAUGGAUGGACCCGUGGCUGGAUCAGUAAUGGGCACAGAGCUCCACUUCGAAUCAGACACCAGCAAGGUGGAGGCGGGGUACUGGUAUGGGCUGGUAUUAUUAAACAUGAGCUAGCUGGACCUUUCGAGGUUGAAGAUGGACUUAAAAUCAACUCCCAAAUCCAAUGCCAGUUUUGAGAAGACACUUUCUUCAAGCAGUGGUACAGGCAAAAGUCUGCAUCUUUCAAGAAAACCAUGAUUUUUAUGCAGUACAAUGCUCCAUCGCAUGCAACAAAGUACUCCACUAUGUAGCUUGCCAGUAAAGGCCUUAAAAACGAAAGAGUAAUGACGUGGCCUCCUUCACCUGACCUAAACCCUAUUGAGAACUUGUGGGCCCUUCUUAAACGGGAAAUUUACAGUGAAGGAAGACAGUACACCUCUCUGAACAGUGUCUGGAAGGCUUUGGUUACUGCAACACAAAAAGUUGAUCUUCAACAGAUCAAGAAACUGAAAGACUCCAUGAAUGGAAGGCUUAUGACUGUUAUUGAAAAGAAGGGUAGUUACAUUGGUCACUGAUUUUUUUUUUUUUAAAUUUCAACAAUGUUUAUUUGUAAAUUGAAUUGUUUGUUUAUCAUUCUCACUUCAACAAGUGAAAAUAAACAAGUGAGAUGGAAAAUUUUUCAUUUUUAAUUUAGUUGCAUAAUAAUUCUGCACACUAAUAGCUGCCCCCAAUAAUUGUGCACACACAGAUAUUCUCCAUAGGAAGCCAAAAUCUCACUUUUACUCCCUUAAAUAUUAAGGUUUGAGGUUUGUUAACAUUUUGGAUUGACCGAGAGCACUGCAGUUGUUCAAAAAUAAAAUGUAUCCUCAAAAAUACAACUUGCCUAAUAAUUCUGCACACAGUGUAUAUCAUCAACUGGGAUACACAGUGGUGGUGAUGCAUGUUCAGAAUCAGAUGAUUUCUUCUUGCCCACUCCACAAAGUCAUCUACCAGCGCUCUGUAUGCCUCCUCUUUUCCACAUCUUAUACACCCCACCACAGCAGAGUCAUCAGAAAAGUUCUGCAAGUAACAUGACCUGGAAUUGUACUGAAAGUCUGAGGUGUACAAUUUGAAGAGGAAGGGUGACAGCACAGCCCUCUGUGGAUUUCCUGUUCUACUCUCCACUAUUCCAUACUGACCACUGCCUAGUCAGAUGAACUGUGGUCUGUCUGUCAAGUAGUUUGUAAUGCAGGAGAUGAUGGACGAGUCCACACCCAUCAGCUGCAGCUUCACUUCCAGUAGUUGUGACUGGAUGGUGUUUUGGCUUGUUAUUUGGAAAACAGCAUACAGUCCUGGUCGGUAGAGCAAUGUUUUCACAGAAUUUAAUGACUGGCUGUGAGACAGUCAGUCAUACUGUUAAUGUCCUCACCAUGUGUGCAUCCCACUUAGUGAACUCAAAGCAGUCCUAAAGUGCCUCAGUACCCUCCUGAGUCCAUGAGUCCAUCUCCUAACAGUCCUUGUGGUCACAGACUGCCUCAGGACCAGGGGGAUGUACUCCGGUGUCAAUAGAACCAGGUUAUGGUCAGAUAUGCCCAGCAUACAGAAGGUCCAGUGUCCUGUUUCCUUUUGUUGGACAGUCGAUAUAUUGAUGAAAGGUGGGUAGUGGGUUGUCACUGUGUAAAGCAUACGCCCCAGACAGUAAGGAGGAGUACACCACCUCUCAUUCACAUAGGCCCUCAUUAAUCAAGCUUUGAUACGGCAGAAAACUCACGUACGCCUUGCAUGGCGAUGUGAGGAUUGGCAUUUAUCAAUCGGCAGGUGAGCGUACGCUACGACCAAAUCUCACGACAGGUCUGACAUUGUUUACGCAAGUUUGAGCCAGUGUGGAUCUGCGGUGCAGCAAAUGUCUGUCUCAAAAUAAUUGAUAUACAAACCUCAAACCUGUUAUUAAGCACAGUCAGCCAGAUUUUGUUAAAGAUUAAGACGUAAAUAAGAUAAAAUAAAAUAAAUUUGUUAUGUCCUUAGUGAAUAGGCCUACUUGAUAACUCUGCUCAGAAACACUGCCACAGAGCAGGAGUGCUGUUUUAACAUUGCGCACACAUGCACACGCGCCACUGUGGAGCGCUGCGUUUGACUCCUAAAAGGUAGGUAGCUCUGUCUUAGCCCAGCAGCAGGGGCGUUGUUGUACACUCCUGAAAGGGUGUGGGUCAUCAUUUGGGCCAGUACAGUUUUGCACAAUGUUGGUGAAUGGAGUGCCGUUGGCUGUGCCGGUGCAACGUGAGGACCUGAUGCCCAGAGAACAAUAACAAGGAGAGACUCCACAAAGGUGCUGUACAGAGGAGACAGGACCUUAUUGAUGGAUUCUGACAUGUAAAGUAUAAGUUUAGAAAGUGCUCUUGCUAUUUAAUCAGUGAUAAAAGUCCAAUAGAAUUCCAUAAAACUAAAUACUUUCAAUAAUAGGAGCAACGUGCCCUAUGUCAUGGCAAUAAAAAAAUAUGAGGCAUAUAUGAGAUAUUAAUUUAUCGUCAUGAGCAACUUAUUGACUAAUGAUUUAUUCAAACUUCAGCCACUGUCUGCUAUUCCGCGGCAGCGCUAUUCCCCGCGACCGUAAUCCUGCUCCAGACAGAAGUUUUCUGGACUGCUUUUAUACCAGUUUUAAUGCUUCCAAAGAGCAAAUCCUUGUUAGUUUUCACCACAGACACGAGGAUAUCCACUUUCAGCUCUGAAAAGUUUCGAAUCUUUCUCAUAUUUCUCCUCUUUCAUGUUUGACCUCAGUGGGCGAGGCUCCUGAACUACGAAUAUUUAAGGGUGUGACAUGUUAAUGACGAUCGAUUUCAGCCGCCGCAUUUAUCAAGACCCAAUUAUAUGUACGCUGGGAUUGGUCAGAUACAAACCCUUUCAUAAAUCUCAUGUGUGUCCUAUCGUACGAUGAAUCCUGCGCUCAGUUCUACGCAAGAUUGAUAAAUGAGGGCCGUAGAGUGCAAUCCCUCCACCCUUCUUUUUACUUCUCAUAGUAGCAUCCCUGUCAGCCUGAAAACAUCUGAAGCCGGGUACAGCCACGCUGUUAUUCUGGAUGUCCAGGUGCAGCCGUGUCUCCGUGAAGCACAUAACGCUGCACUUGCCACUGGUGCCAAACAAGCUUGUCGAGUUCGUCCGUCUUGUUGCCUAGAGACCUCACAUUUCCCAUUAUCACCGCUGGUAUGGAAGGCUUGUGUUUCCACCUCUUUGCUUUUCUCUUGGCUCCAGCUCUGCAACCCCAGCGCCUCCUCCUCAGUUCAGCUCUGCUCUGCUGCACGCUGAUCGCCGUUACGAAGAGUGUUGAAAGUAGCAGGAAAAAAGCUGAAACAGGUCCAAAAACGAAAGCAGCCAUUGUCGUCUCAGACUGAUAAAUUAUUAUUCCCAAUAGCACAAUGUGAAUAAAUCAUUAAGUAAAACAAAACAAAAAAAAAAGUAAACAAUGUUGAACCUGGGAGCCGCUGCAACAGGUGGCCACCUCACACAGCGCUGGAAGCAGGACACGGUCUAUGUCUGCUGCUGGAGAGUUAUUAGAUUGAAAACUGAAGAUCAUUUCCAGACUGUUAAAAAUGAGAUCAUGUCCUGGGCCCUGUUUUCACCAGGCAUAAAUGUCGGUUUAGGGUGAUAUAAUCACAAGUACACAACUUGCUUUACCAUUACUUCUAUACACUUCUCAGUGCAGCAACACCAUACAACAAGGAAGGCUAUGCAGUUGCUAUCCUUGCAAUUAAGAGUUGAGGACAAGAUGAAAUUGCAUGUAUCAAACAACAAACAAAGUAGGUUGUACUCACUGGUCAGUGCAUGUUUUCUCAAGUUAACAAAAAGCAUGGGGAUCUUCUCAACUACGCCAACAGCAUAAAUAAAUAAUUUGAAGGCAGAGUACAUGUAUUAAAUUGGAAAAUUUGAAACUAUAAAAUAACACAUCACCUCUGACAUAGUUGUUGUUAAUUUGGAAAAAAAUCAAUAGGUGGACUGAGGAUGCCUACAACCUGAUCAGAAUUUAAGUGAAACAGUAACCAUGAGCUGUAAACAAAGCCUGAAAGUCAAAAGGACCACUGUCUUUGCUUAGCUUAUUUCCCCUACAUCCUUAUAGUGCAGUAGAUAACUCAAAAAAUAAUUCAAAUGGUGAUGCAAGUAUAAAACUUGGCAUAAUUACUCUCUGAGGGCCACUCUUUUGGAAAAUGGUGUUAGACACUUGAAAUUUAAGAUGGUAGCCAUUUUUCAAGAUGGAUGCAACCACAGUAGAAAAUUGGUAUGAGAAGUUGUCGAAGAAGAAAAGAAAUAGGAAUGAAUAAGAGCAUACAAGAUAUUGCAAUAUUUAGUAAAAGGUGCAAAAUAUUAGAAAUGAAGCUAUUAACUAAGCGCAGAGUGUUAAGAAAUUGGCUAUGUACAAGUAUCUACAAGUAUGAGAGUUGUACAAAACCAAUUUGUAGUACACAGAGUAUUGCAAAGUUAAACAGACUAUAUAACAGUUAAGCUUAAUUAAAAAUGUCAUAUUCGUAUUGCACUCUUAGAUUAUUAAAGUUUGACCUCUUUUCAAACAGAUUACACAGUUAAAUGUAAUUAUAUGCAGCGGAGGGUUUACGGCUUGAGGACAAGUCCAGGGACAGUCAGUGUGUGAAACUCAAAGGAAGGAGUUAUAAAGUUUGAUGGUCACAGGCAAGAAUGACUUCCUGUGAUGCUCUAUGGUACAUUUAGGAAGAAUGAGUCUAGCACUGGGUGUGCUCCUGUGUUUAACCAGCACGUUAAGGAGCCGGUGGUGGAUGCUGUCCAAGAUUAUAUGUAGCUUUAAAAACAUCCUCCUCUCUGUCACCACCAUCAGAGAAUCCAGCUCUAUCCCACAAUGUCACUCGCCUUGCGGAUGAGUUUGUCAAGUCUGUUGGCUACGUCUGCUACCAUCAGUCUGCUUCCGCAGCACACAAUGGCAAUCAGGAUCACACUGGCCACCACAGACUCAUAGGACACCCUCAGCAUGGUCCUUUAGAUGUAAAAGGACCACAGCCUCCUGAGGAAGUAGAGAUGGCUGAGGCCCUUCUUGUAGACAGCUUCAGAGUUCUUAGACCAGUCCAUUUUGUUAUCCAAGUACACCAUUUGGUAGUUGUAGUCCUCCACAAUGUCCACACUGACCCCUGGAUGUAAACAGGGGUCUAUUGAUCUUUGUUUAAAGGAACUGAUAUUUUUAUUUCAGAUGCAAUUAUUGGUGAUGCAAGCAGGUGGUAGAAGCCUGGUGGCUACAAAAUAUCAAAUGUUUGAUGAUGGAAAACAAUAGAACAGUUGUGAUAGCUACCCAAGUUUCCUUAUACAGAUUUGAGGUGCAUGGUUGUUUCAGACAGUAUAAAUGAUAAAUGAGUGUAAAUGAUUGUAAUCAUGUUGUUUUGAUACGAGGAACAAACAUUACUUUUUUCAGAGGACAGACAAAAGUAGACUAAAUAUAUUUUUUGGAAUAUUCUUACAGUUAUUCCAUUGUUGCUGCUCUUCUGUCAAUGUGGAAAUGCUGCUGGUAUGCCAGGGGCCUUUGCUGAGAUGCCUUUUGACACCAAGUCAAACCUCAUCAACUACCGCACUGAGGGCCAGGGGGAGAACACGGUAAGACCAGCAAAUUGACAUUUUGCAACCUGUACUUUAAGACCAGCAAUGUCAGGAACAGUGUACACUUGAAGCAUGCUUGAAAGUAAACUUAUUGGUAUACUAUUAGUUUUUUUUGGAAGGGAAAGGACAGAAUGAAAAUGUGGGAGACAGAGAGGAGGAUGACAUACAGCACAGGUUCACUGCAGGGGACCACAGUCUCCAACAUGAGGCACUUAACCCGCUCUGCCAUCUGCGCACCCACUCUAAAGCCAAGUUACCUUGUUGCUAUGCUAUUAUUUCAAUAGCAGUACAAUUUAAUAUAUCUAGCUUUUGCACCAUAUCAUUUUAAUACUAUACUCUUAAAGAGUUUACUCUUUAAAAGAUAAGCAGUACAAGCUUAAGUACACUUAAACCUUACGUAAACAUUAUGGAUCAUCUUAUAUUCAGUCCAUGUAGGACUGCAUAUAACAGACGUUGCAGAGUCGAAUAAUCACUUGCUAUUUUACAGAUUCAACUGUAAUCAUUAGUAUUGAAGAGGUGUAGUUGUGCCAUUUUAGAAUAGACAUUUAAAUUAAAUUUAAAAACAUUUAAAUUCUAGUGCAAUAAAUACUCAGAUGAUUAACUUGAGUAAAAGUGUCAAUAACACAAAAUAAAUGCUUUAUUUAGAGAAGAAAUCCUGCAUUUUAAUUAGGGUUGCACAAUAAAUAGUUCACAAAUGUCUGGCAAUUUUCACAGAAAGGUGUAGUAUUUGUUUAUGACAAAGUGUGUGUUAAAAUAAACUUCAUGCAGCAGGGAUGUCAUAUCAUAUGACAUCAUAUAUAAUGGACUUAAUCAUACACAUUCUUUGGGUAUAAAUCCGUCCCAAUAGUCUUACAAUAAUCUCACAAUUAUAACACUAAUGGGGGGGGGGGGCAUGAUGGCCAUUGGUGCAGCCACUCUAAAGUUAACUUUUUGGCAUGCUAUUUUUUCAAUAGUAGUACAUAUUUAUAUAAUUUGCUUGUACUGCUUGUUGUUUGUUGUUUGAAUGGUAUUGUCUUACAGAGUUUACUCUUAUAAGGAUUAGCAGUACAAGCCAUGUAUACUUUAACCUAAGCCACAAAUACAUACCUGAGUAUAUCUUGAUCAAAUGUUUAUGUAUAAGUAUAGGUUAAAUGUAGACUUUGAGUAUAAUUCUUUGUACAAACCAAGCAUAAUUAACAUUAACUUUGUUCAGAAUAUCUCUGAACAGUGCAUUAGAAGUAAACUGAAAGCAUACUUAGUUUAAACACAGUAUAGGCUACUUAUGUACUAAAGUACAUACUUCUUUUUCUGUUAUUCAGCUUCAGACUAUUAAAAAUCAUAUAUUUGUACAAAUUUCAGGAGAAAAGUCCACAAAAUGGACUGACAACAGUUUCUGACUCCAAAGAAUCAGAAGAAAUUACUUUAUGGGUAGAUGCAUUUUUCUGCAGAAAGAAAAACAGCUGAUAUAACGUUAAUAUUUCCCAUCUGCUGACUAUUCUACAGCUUUUCAAUAAAACCCUUUUAGUUGCUUGUUUACCUCUUGGUAUUCAUAUAUGCUAAAUGAUACAGUGGGCUCAGUUACCACAGAACAAUCUAAUAACACAGUUAGAUUAAAUCAAUCAUCAUAGUUUUGUGUUUUCUGCAUUAAAAUUAAGUCACACAUCAGCCAAACGUUAAGGGUGAGAAAAUGUCUAUUUUACAAGAUCUACUUAACAUAAAUUACACAAAAGAUAUCAACUUUACUUUCGGAUCAUUACCUUUCACUGUUCAGCCCCACAAAUAGGAAUGUAUGGUUUUUAAACUGUACAUUGCCAUGCACCACUCUACUAUAAGCGGUGCGUGUUCCCACAAGAUGCAUGCAAUUCUCAGCGGGCAUGUGUUUCUCAGCAGAACACCUGGGGCCUGUUCUAUAAAGCAGGAUUGCUACUUAGCGAGGUAACUUCGAGGGUAAGUUCGGGGUUUCCUGUUCUACGACGCAGGUUCACUUCUUAGCGAGGCGAGUCUCCAUGGCAACAUACGCUGAACGGCUAACCUGCUCUGGGGCAGGUUAAGUUCCAGAUUAAACUCGCGGAGUGUAAAAACCCCGCCCACUGACCAAUGAGCUCUCUCGAAAAAUGGCUUGUCCGUUCUUGGAGGAUCCUAUAGACCUCGGUGCUCGCAUUGUCCGAGGAGCACUCCAGCGCGCAAGACUUUUCAGGGACCGCACGGACCCACUUACUUCUCUGGAUGACCACCUUUAUAAAAGGCUCAUAUGGCCUUCAUAUCACACAAAAAAUGUAAACAUGAUAGGAAUGAACAAAUGAAUGAAUUCAUUGUGGAAAUAAAUGGGCAUGGGCUGCAUGGGCUGCAUGGGCUAUGUGAUCACAGACAACAUCUCGGUACUAUUUAGUAGCAGCGCACGCCCCUUGUAAUAACCCCCGUAAAAACUGUUGUUCAGGACUGCUUACUUCCUACCCACUGUAAUAACCGUUGUUCUAGCCCACAUGCAACAUUUUUGUUCUCAUUCAUGACACGCUUAAAUCAGGGACAGCUUUAGCCGGGGACAGAUCAUCCAAUUCGGGGACUGUCCCUGCAAAUCGGGGACGUCUGGUCACCUUAAUUAAAAGCGCAUUUUGAACAGUGCUAUUUCAGGGUGAUAAUGGCAUCAAAGAUUAAUUUUCUGCCAGCAUUCCCUUUGUGCUUUUGCAGCGGCGACAGUGUUGCAUUUGAGGUUUAUGAUAGAUUUGAAUUCUUCAUACUUUCUCAUGAUCGUCUCCUGCUCCUUGUUUGUAAAGUCCACGGUCCUUUGCUCUCCGGUCUGCUCUGACGCUCCAGACUGGUCCGUGUUCGCGAUUGGUCAGAUGCGGCGGGCUCCGCCUUACAUGCAUGCACACGCUCAUAACAAAGCUGGAUCCACUUACGAGGUUGAUAACCAGCGUGGUAAGACAGUUUAGCGAGACCGUUGGCUACCGCGCUAAGUUGAGCCCCUGAUGAAGUUGAAUACUGGGGUGAUGGUAUCACUUAUUUUUGAGCCACAGACCUUGCAUAUCUUUGUUUUCUUCUCUGUAUCAGCAUCAAAAAUGUAAUCCUUGAACCCAAAUUGUAUUAUUUGUGGUCUAGCUGCCUCCAUGACAGCUCCUCCAGUGUUGAUUUGCAGACCACGGACUAACAGCUGUCCACCUUCCACAUCCAAUAACACACACAGACAAGUGUGAAUCAUUUCUGUAUCUGCUCCAGGGAUCUGCAGCCUGCAAAGCAAAUAGAUCCCAAUCCAUGCACUGUAUCAACAGACAAAAAGCAACACACAAUCUCGGUCAAAAUGAAAAAAGUAGCAAAUUGCUUUUGAAAAAAAGUAAAUGUAAUAUUAUGACUCAAAAUGUGAAAGUAAUUCAUGACACUACUAGUUACUGGAAAAAAAUAUUUUAGUUACAUUUUAGUUACUUGGUUACUUUCACAACACUGGUCAUGAAAUGUACCUUUUGGCUCCAAUCUUGUUAAUGUCUGGAUCAUUGGCCUAUGGCAGGAGGUACCACUGCUCAACAUGCCAACACAAAUAGAUGGAGACAUGGUGAAAAUGGAUAUGAGCUACAAAUCUGCAGCAGUGGCGCCCAUAGCAAGUAUGGACCUUCAGCCGUCGGCUGCUUCCAUUGAUGGGAUGAAUGGAGGUGCCUAUCAUGACAGAUACUCAAGAAAUAGGACAUGGGGGAUGAUGAACGAGGGUCAUGGCAGUGGCUACUAUGCUGAGUACCAGGGCAGAGGAUCAGCAGCAGGGGAAGGACUUUUCGAUGGCAUGGCUCUUCCAGACCACAUCUUGGCACAAUACUACACUCAGGUAAGAAACCAAACAAAUAUAUCUGUUCUUCAAUCUCAGAUACAAAAAAAAAAAAAAAAAAAACUAUUGCAAUGCUUAAAAGAGUUAUGACUCAAAAAGCUCAACUGCCUGUCCUUUGCCACAGUAAAACAAAAGAACUAUUUUACAGAUUCAGCUGUAGUAAUCAUUAGUAUUGAAGAGGUGUAGUUGUCCCAUGUUAAAAUAAAACAUUUAAAUUCUAGUGCAAUAAAUACUUACAUGAUUAACUUGAGUAAAAGUGUCAAUAACACAAAAUAAAUGCUUUAUUUAGAGAAGAAAUCCUGCAUUUUAAUUAGGGCUGCACAAUAAAUAGUUCACAAAUGUCUAUGGCAAUUUUCACAGGAAGGUGUUAUAUUUGUUUAAGACAAAAUGUGUGUUAAAAUACACUUCAUGCAGCAGAGAUGUCAUAUCAUAUGACAUCAUAUAUUACGAACUUAACAAUACAAUUUUUUGGGGUGUAAAUCCCUCCCAAAAGUCUCACAAUAAUCUCACUGUUACGUACCAAAAGAUUUUUUAAGGGGAUGAAAGAAAGUAACACUAGUUGAAAUGGAACCCAGGUUAAAUAACGGCAUCAAGGUAAUUUAUCAAAACAGGAAUAAUGUUUAUUUACAAAGUUUAUGCCGACAAAACCACUAGUAUAAACACAAAGAGUAAGUAAAAUAACAAAGGAAACAGCUAAGGUACUUCAGGUUCCACCACCACUGGAAGCCUGUUCAGCUCAGCCACUGAACCACACCACAGUCACACCCUCAUUUAAACAGGUCCACACAGGAUCACUUACAGAGGAGGGAAUGAGAGAGAGAGCAAGACCACAGCUCUCUCCUCCUUUGUAUAGCCUCCUACUCAUUAGCAGAUCAGCCACACCUGCCACACCUCCACUGCAGCGGAGGAACCUGCAGGGAGAAGCAGCACACCAACACCCAGGGCAUGUAACACUCACAAUAAUAACAUUAAUGUUUUUCAAUUAAUUAUCACUCACUACAAAUCAUAAAUCAUCAAUCAAUUACACUAUCAGUCAAAAUAAUAACAAUUGAAUAUUUAUUCCAAACCAUGCAGUAAUAUUCAAAAUCCUGCAACCAUCUGAAUUUACUAAAGUUAUGAAAGACAAAGUCCUUUCUUGCAGAAAAUCGGAUGGUCACUGAUGUAUUUAAAAAAGUGUUACCAAGUAUAUUACUAAUACUGACAUGCCAAUGCAUAAGCAGCUAUUUAUCAUUGCACAUGCUCAACGUGGAGCAAGUUUGCUUCACUUUGUGGGGUUAUAGAAUAAGUGUUUAGGGAUUUUAAACCAAUGAAAAGAUACUGAGUAUGAUUUUUCAAACGCCUACUGCUCUGGCUUCGUUUUUUUCCUUCCUUUUUUUUCUCUUGUUUAAAUAAGAACUUGAAAAAGGCAUGUUUGUUGUAGGUGUGCUCCUUGUAUAUUAUAUCACAAUGCUGCUAGUAUUAAUAAUCUCCCAAGAAUCUCAUUAUAAUGUACACACAGCAGUAGCGCCCAUGACCCUUUCAAAUAUCUGAGGGAAUUUUCCGGUUUGGGGCACUACCAUUGCAUAAUUCAAAAACUAAAGCUUUAAUUUGUGAUGUAAAGUGAAUACACACCUGCGUUUGUUGAUUCUAUAGUACAGAGAUUUUUGAGUUUCAAUUUGACAAUUUUAUAUUGUGCUUAUGUCAUUUUUUAAAGUCAAAUUACAGCAGUUUAAAGGGUUAACUUGGGCACUUUUAUUUUUUGAACAGAAACUAGCUCGUGGAAAUGAGAGUCUUGGGGUGGAGGACAGUGUUUUGGUCAAUCACCAUGAGGGAAAAGGCUCUCCUGCCGGCUCAGUGGGCUGCUGCAGCUUGUUGGAGUCUGACAACGACCUGCAGUUCCUAGAUGACAUUGGGCUAAAAUUCAAGACCCUGGCUGAGGUAUGUGGAGGCAAGAAGAUCCAAACUGAAGUCAAACAAGUGUUCACUCCUCCCCCUAGUACCUCCAUCAACGCUCAGACAUCGUUGACAAGUUUGGUUACCACCCAGAAGCUGCCACCCCCACCCCAGUCACAGAUGACCAUCCCUAAAACUGAAUGCACCAUGGUCGAGAAGACAGUGAAGGAGAGCACAGUGAAGGAAGGGAUGACUAUAGUAAAGGAAGGGAUGGCAAAUCAAAGCCAGAUGCUCCUUCUGCAGCAGCAACAGCCUGUCUAUUACACCACCACCCCUGUACUGCAGCCAAUGCACUAUGUAGUCCAGCCACAGGUUCAGAAUACUGUGCUGCUGGCUGAGGCACCAGCCACCAACCUGCAGGGCAUGGUGCUGGUAAAUGGAGCUCAGACUGUACCUGCUCAAGGCAUGGUUGUCCAGGGGCAGACUGUGAUGUCAACUGCACAAGGCCAGGGACCAGGCGUGGUGCUGGUGGGGGGGAGUGGAGUGCAGGGGGGGGGGCAGACCAUGAUGGUUGUGGAAGGCAAAGUCCCAGCAGGUUCAGUGAAAGUGCUGAGAGGGAGCCAGACCAAUCUAGUGCAGGGGGGCACAUUGCAAGCAGGGGGGCUCUCAGGACCUCACAGAGUCUUGGGAGGCAAAGUCCCAGCAGGGUCAGUGAAAGUGUUGAAGGGAAGCCAGACCAACCUUGUGCAGGGAGGCACUCUGCAGCUAGGAGGGUUUUCAGGAUCUCAGAACAUCAUGGUGGUUGGAGGGGCAAUGGCUAGUGAAGGGCAGAAGGACUCCUUUGGCUCCCAGGGAGUCAGCACAUCUUCUGGCUCUAAAACCAGCCUGGUAAGUUCAUCUACCACCACAGUAAAGGCAACACCUACCUACAGCAAGGCAGCAGUGAAGGAGAAAUUCACUGAAUUGUGAUGGGGUAAAGAACUCUCUUUAAUGCAGCUUAGCCUCUCAGUUAUUUUAAUGAGAGAUGUGUGUGUUACUUAAAGGGUGGAGGGCGUGCUACAGCAGUUUGUGUAGGAAUGAAGCUACAUGCACCUACAUGUUCAGCUAUCCAUGUCUAUUUCAGCACACCUUACCUGGCUUUUUUAGGCACAUUUUUUUCGUGUUUUUUAACAACUUUUUUUUUGCAUGUAGUAUGUAGAGACAGGAGUUGAUUUUGUUUCAAAAUGUUCAAUAUUUUAAGUAGUUAGUCCUCAGUGGCAAGGUAAUGUUAAGAUUGCAUAAUUGUUUUGAACAAAAGACCAGUGAAAACUUGGAGUUUCAAUUGUAAAUUAAAUAGAGACCUCUUUUAAUCCUAUGCCACAACACUGGUAUUCAUUAGUGGACCCUGUUAGGACCAAUGAUCAAAUGUGAUGCUUUUACCAAUCUAUAUUAUUGGGUAUAGUUUUUCAUUUUCUUGUCCUGUUUGCUUUAUUAUGAAAGGGUUGCUGAGUCAGUCCAAAACUUGAGUCUAUUGCCUCAAUAACUGUUAAGGGGAUUAUAGAAAAUGUAUGCUAAAAAUAAAUAAAUCUGAGUUGGUCUUCCCUCUAACCUCACCUAGAGGUCUUAUACAAGGCUGAAUUAUAUAUGCCCUCCCAAGUGGGUUUUCAAACAGAUGUCAAAGGCUCAGUGGAUGAAAGAGGAAACAGUGAUUAAACUUUGAAGAUGUUUUUCAAUCGGUCAGUCAAAAUGCAGUAACGUUUACUUUAAUUUGGAGGGAAUUUUUACUUACCCAGAUUUAUAAAAAGCUCAGUUUUACAGAACAAACUUUGAUUCGUACUCUGUAUAGUAUUAAUGGAUGCUAGUUGGUAUGUAAUUUUAAGGUUAACGCCAAGUAGAUGAUAAUGUGAUGGUGUAAUGACUUUGAUUCACCUAAGUAAAAAACUUCAAAUAUGAAAUUAUGCUUUAUUUUUACAGAUUUAAACAAGAAUAUUUCGAUAAACCCUUUGAAGUGGAAGUUACUGAAAUUGGAUAUCAAUGCUUACAAUUGGAUUUUUUUUUGCUUGUUUGUGUGCUUGAGUAGUUUAAGCAUUGAGUACAGAGCUUUAUAAUGUCUCUUUCAGGAAAAUCAGAUGAAAAGGUUUUAUCUUGUGCUUUCAUACUUCAAUAAACCCUUUUGUACAGUACACUUUAAAAAGUCUAUGACAUCUGUCUUUGUCUGCAUGAACCAACAACCUUUCGGAUAAUUAAAAUGUGUGACUGUACAAACACACCCUAGAGUCCAAAGAAGCAUGUUUUUUUUCCUCUGACACCUUUGUUAUUCUAUACUGUUGGCCAUUACUGUGUUGGUGUUUGUAAUGUGACUAUCAUAUACCUGUGUAUGUUUAUGUUGCUGUUAAUUGAUACCAGAAUUUGGCAAUAAAAACAGACACUGGAGGAAUGGAGAUAUCAGGAAAGAGCUGGCAUUGGGCAGCAUAAACCUCAACGUAUGAUCUACAUAUCAGAGAGCAUCACUUACCAUAACAAUCAACUACUUAAUCAAUUUUUUGAUUAUGUAUUGCCAAAUCACAACAAUCAUUAUCCCAAGAUGCUUUCCAAAGGAGCAAACCUAGACCAAACUCUUUGUUUGAUGUAUUUCAAAGACCUAACCUCAAGAUGGGAAAAGAUUGAGUCCCAUCUAGAAAUUAGACCUACCCUUAACUAGGGCUGAGCAUUUUUUUUGAUUCUGGGGUAUAAAUCCGUAAUUUUAUUCCCAGCCUUGAGUAUCAAUACAUUAAGUCUCAUCAAAAUCCCCUUUGUUCUGCCCGGCACUGUGCUAGCUGCCCCCCACCCCCACCCUGUUCGCUUUGCAAGAGGAGCGAUUAGGUCAGCCAGCCUCUUUGUUCUACCGGACAGGUUUUCUACAGUAGAUACACGCCUCAAGGUCAACACACAAACACUUUUCAUAGCACAUUUUAGUAAGAACAUGUGAACAGUGGGGAUAACUGGCCAAUUCUACUCGAUUGUGUUUAAGUCCAACCUCUGUCCAGAGCGAUCCCUGCUCAAGAAGAUAAAUGUGAAUUAUACCCGGAAAUGGGCACUUGUUGUUAUGGAGAUCCUAGGAGCUCUGUCAUCGUGAGUCCAGCGCUGUACUACCUUACAUGUGACCUAAAUAAAUGUUAUAUCCAAGAACUGAAUAUUUCUCUGGUUGUCUUUGAGCAGCCAACUAAAGAACAGUUUCCUACAAACCACUGGUGUUGCGAAAAUGGCCCAAAAGUGCAUUUUUGGUUUUCAGCCUAAACACUUUUCUCACCCAAACAACAGGACUUAAACUGAUGUUGUGAUGACGCAGGAAACCACUUGUCUGGGUAAGAGCCAACAUGUCUGUGGUGUUGACAUAUUUCAAUGUAUCUAAGAACUAUGGAUAGCGAUUAGCAAAGCGUGUAAUGCUAACAUUUCAAGAUGGCAUGCAUCUGCAAAGAGUGUCUUCACGUACGGUUUAAUUCAUCACCUGAUAGUCAAACAUCUCAAUCACCAUUCUGAUAAUGAGAAUGCUGCACAGAGCAGGAAAUUCCCCCCCAGACAUGCCCACUCCAUCUGUGGUGAAUGUUGUAGCCAUACACACAAGUGGGUAUUGGGGGAAGUUUAACCUAUUAUCACUUUUAUUCAUGACAUUAAAAGAGAUCAACAUUGCAACUCAAACGUAUACUCAGCUCCCACUUUCGGCUGCCUAAAAGUAGACACACUGGCUCUUCUUCAAGCUUCACCUUACUGCUCACAACACUUGCAGCAACAUGCAGCAACACACUGACUUAAAAACUCACGUUGCAGUUGCAUAAAUUAAUAUUCAUUUAGUAUUUAAUAUUAAUUAAUAUGAAUUAUACAAUUGCAAUGCCCUGAUUUUAGUAAGAUUACUACACAGUCAUAGCCUUAAAUGUUAUGGUACUAAUAACUGGCAUAAUGUGUGUGUGGUGGUAUGGCACAUGCCACCACACGCACCUGUCGGCUCCGUAAAGGAGGGACUGGAAGAUAGAGGGAGAAGGAGAGACUAACAAGGUGUAUUUAGGUGAACGCCCAGUAAUUAGAAGCCCUGCUGCCCCUUACUGUAGAGAGUAUAACUCCUUGUAUAACUCCACACACACACACACACACACACACACACACACACACACACACACACACACACACACACACACACACACACACACACACACACACACACACACAUCACACAAAACUUGCAACUCUGCAGUUUUUGUUGUAAAUGUGGAAAGACAUAAUACUAACUCUUUUAUACAUAGAAACUACAAAAUCAAAGACUGAAACAUCCAAAGAUGGAGACACACAACUAAAUUAGAUUUAAAAGAAAUACAAAGUGCUUUACUACAUGAGACAGAACAAACAAACAUAUAGACAAACAAACUAACAAACAAGCAGACAAACAAAACCGUCAAAAGGAAUUAUAGCUUGGUGUGCCACCUUUUGCUGAACAGCUUGUCACAUAAGCUGUUUUGAGCCAUCAGCAGAAACAGUAGAAUAUGCUUUAUUGUUUCCAAACAAAGUCUAAGAGUAAGUCAUGCAACUUUUAUUGACCUUUUUUUUAGUGUGAUUUUGGAAGGCAAACAAUGACAAACUCUAGGUUUGUUUAAAAUUUGGUUAUAAUUGUCCAAAUGACCCGAGUGUUCAAUGAUGUGAGAGAAGUGAGUGUGACAGGAGGGGCUGAGAGGAGGGAGGAGAAUUAGGGGGCUGACAGGUAAGAGCAGUACAGGGAAGAGCAGAGAGACAGAGCAGCUGAGGAGAAGGCAGGGAGGAUAAUGUGAGGGUUUGUUUGCAUCAAAAGCUGCUUACAUUCCUGUCUGCUUCAGACUGCUUGGAGGAACGUAUCUCAGUGAGCGUGUAGCUACCACCUCAGUCAUGGAGGGGAAAUCAGGCAUCAUUUUACUGCUUCAUCUGUCUCUCAUGGUGAGUAGAGUGGUCCAUUUUUUUGGUAAAAUCUGCAGGUAAAUGAGAAGAAAGUCACAGAAUUAAAGCAAUGCUGAAAUUACAAAAAACAUAUUGUGAAUGCGAAAAAGUAUAGUAUAUAGUAUAUGCGAUAUGAUUUAUUUGCAUAAGUCUUGUAUCUGAAAUAAGACUACACAGUAAAGAAUGGACUAGUACUCAAAUAAAUCAAAUAUGAAUAAAGGUAUCAUCUGCUUUCUCAAGAUCAUUCAUAUAUCUCAGUUUUAAAAUCAUCAUUUAAAAUAGUGCCACACUGCCAUUCUGCCUGUACAUUAUGUUCUCAGCCUCCUUUAGUCCCAUCUAACUUUUCUAGGCCUAAAAACUACUAUAUCGUGUGAGUUUUACACGAAACCCAAGCUGGACAGCUCAUAGAAUCUGGAGUCCAGUCUGACAGACUUGAAAUAUUUGACUGGCUGUCCUAUUGCAUGAAAUUUAAGUCGCUGGUCUUUUGAUGGCCUCCCACCAAAGUCUGGGUUCUUCUUCAUUGAAUCUGCUUCACUCUGAUUUACAAGGGCUCCCCAAUAAAACAUUUAAUGGGACAAAAUAUUUGUUGUUCUGUCAUGACUAGGACCCCAUUGGAUUGUUAGUUUAAAAUUUGUGUUACAUUUCGGGAUUAGUUAUUGACUCAAAGCUGAUGAAAAAAAUAUCAAGAGGGUGUGGCUGUAAAUCAAAACUGGCAUGUGGGGAGUGGGAUAAUUUUGUUAAACUAUUUUAUAACAGAUUUGAUUUAUGUGACCUUUAAGGUUAUUUUCUGUAUACUUUAAUAUUUUUAAUCUUUACUUUAAUCUUUACUCUUAAUGUUUCAUGAUUCAGUAAACCUACAAUAUGCUUGUCUGGGCAAUUACACUUUUUUGCUUUACAAAGGAAAAGAAAUCUAAGCAGGUAUUAAAAAAAGGAAGAAGAGAAAAAGACAGCUGCUUACUCCAGACAGAUCUUUUCCCCAGGGAAACACAUCAUGAGAGUGUGUAAUGGCCCUUGGCAUCUUUAAGUAACCUUAAGUAUCUGUGUAAAGUGUAUCUGGCUGUUAUAAAACUCCAAUCUGAACCCACAUUCUAUAAGGUGAGCAACAUACGGGGAGUCAUUAUGGUAAAUAAAUUUGCAAGAAAGAGCACGACAGACUGCUUUGGGAGGGGCCCCAUGAUGGAUCCAUCACAGGACUGACAUGCCCAGCACUCGGUUUGUGUUGUGAAAAAUGUCAACACUGAAACGUUGUUAAACCCAGACCAUGUUAUUUUGCUACACUUACCAAUUAUUUCCAUUGCUUAAAUCUUAUUAACUACAACUGUUUCUAUUUCCUGCCAGAGAGGGGUGAAAACAAAUGCUGAAUGUAGUCUUGGUUGCCUAAAACCCAGAGGACGUGAGAAGGUAGCAGCAUUUGACAAUAUGUUGAUGAGAACAGGUUGUCCAACUUGAACCCCAUAAUUGAAUGUCAGUCAGAAAAUCUUCUGUAACUGAACCUAUAAAUUAAAAACAGUUAAAACACUAUGGAAUUAAACAAAUUAAUAUUUUAGAGGCAAAAGAGAAAAUAAAAACCAGAGAACUAUUAUUACAGUACUUCAUAGUAUUUAAUUAGAUAAAGGUUAUUGUUACAGUAAAAUAAUGGGUGGUCAGAAAAGGGCUAGCGCUCUGAGCUGUCUUAUCAGAACCAAGUGACCUACACAGGCAUGCAAAAUAGUGGGUGCUCAAGAAAAGUAGAAAAAAGUCAUAAUACAAAAGCUUCACAAAUGUCCCUGCUUGUGUUAGUUAUGUCUACACCCACAUGUCUACACCUACUUUCUUCUCUGAGGACAGCCUAAGGCAAUCCACCAGUAAAUUCAUCAGUGACACUUUGAUGGUUGGCUCUGUCAAGUCUGACAAAAUAUUAAAACUUUAUUGUUCCUUACAAGGUUCUGUAGUUAGUGACUUAGUAACAGCCGCGAUGCGAUAACUGAUAUUUGUGAAAAAAUGGUAAGAGUUGUGGUUACACAACAAACCUUGUGAGACACCUUGGGCUCUAUUUUCGUGUCCGCUGGUGAGGCAGCGGACCCCGCGCAGUGGUAUUUUUGUCUGGCGGAGCCUGGCGUACAGCCAGUUUGGUAUUUUCGUGGACUGAGGCGCACCGAGGUCCGCCAAGCUGGGCGUGGUGGCGUGGCAGAGGUAGGUGUCGACAGAAUCAGCUGCCACAGUGACAUUUUCGUGCUCGAGGGUGGUGUAUAAAGUGCGCUGAAAGCUUGCCGAUUCAAACCUGGUCAGCUUUCAGUGCAGGCGGAGCACAGCUGGUCUAGUGGUAUUUUGGUAGACCGGUGGCGUAUCGGCAACUUUAUGUGAGUGUCCAUCUGUGCUCAUAUGAGAGAGUGUGAAGGACACGCUCUGCAUCGUUUACAGCGACACUUGUUGAGGGGCUGCCUCCUGUCGCCAUCGUGUGGCAUUACUGUCUUCAGACAUCUCUUGAUCUCUUUGCCUACUUCACGAUAAUAGUAAUACGCCUCACCAGUGGCGGAUUUAAAGGUGAAGAGAGGACCUGAUGUUAUUGGUCAAUACAGGUUUCGGCUGUGUUAAACCCACUCCAUGCCCUCUCAACUCCUUCGCUACGACUUACGCCGCUGGGAGGAGCUGAGGUAAGGAGGGGGUCAUUAAAUUAUACAGAGCAAUUGUGAUAAAACAUUCAUGGUGAAUGUAGAAAAAUAUAUGUCAGAAAAGAUGGACAAAAAUUAACACUUUAUCGAUAAAACAUCUAUCACUAUUAACAACCAGUCUAAUUUUCUUUUAUUUUUUCCUUUUAACUGAAUAUUUUAACAUUUUGGUAUUGAUAAAAUUGUGCAAUUAUUGUGGCUUUUUUUUUUGGUUUACAAGACAUAAUAGGUGUAUUUGCACAAGUAUCAGUAUCAGAUCAGUAUUGCCGAUACUAGCCUUAAUUUUACUUUGUAUCGGAUCGGAAAGGAAAUCUGUGGAAUUAAUUUGGAAUUUAACAUCACAACUGUAAGUUUCUUACUGACAUAAAACAUUUAUUACAUGUACACAAGCUGCUUUAAGGCGACAUAAAUUAUGCAUAAAUGCAUUACAUACAAUCCUGAUGUUGGACAUUGAUGCAUUUUGGACAUUUCCAACCAAACAUGCUAAAGUCGCUAAAAUAAGUCACUGGAAUAACAUGAAGAAGUCCUUAAAUUUUUAAAUGAAGAGCAGCUGUGUCCAAGAUUACACACCACUCACUACAAAGCACUGCAUGGUGACUAUACCGUUAUCUGGUGCUGUCUAAAUCAUGAGUGAGAAUUAUUACACCCUAUCAAGUGGACUCAUUGUACAGCACAAUGCAGUGUAAAAAGUAUUGUUCAACUGCAAGUCACUAAUCAAAAUUAAUGCAUAAAGGGAAAAUGGUACAGAGGGGCUACCAGCACUCUGUCUGAUGAUAAUUUAGAUUGUUCUCCUAAUUAAAGGAAUUACAAUUAAUGACAGGGUAAAUAUUUUAUAGUAUUUUUACAGAAUAAAGCUGUUUUAUGAGGAGCAGAGGUCAUUUCAGACAAGGCCAUUUUAGUUUUUCCGGCAUGGUAAAUAGACUUGUGAGAAGCCCUCCUCUUGCUCUUCUAACGUCCGUCCUUGUGGGCUCUGUGGUAAAGUGUUUGAUAUUAUUGGCCACUGGGUUACUAAAAUGGUUAACCUCCCCCUCUUCACUGGUGUGUUUCCCAGUGUUUUUAAACGUGCCAUAGUAGAGCGUCUACUCAGACAGGCUCAAAUCUGACUGGCCUAAAUAAUUUCAGGCCUAUCUCCAAGCUCCCGUUCUUGUCCAAGAUCUUGGAGAAGGUGGUCUCAAAACAGUUUUCAUUUUUUUCUGGAUCAAAAUAACAUCCAUGAGACAUUUCAGUCCAGGUGCCUCAAGCAUCACUCUAUGGAAACGGCUUUACGUAAAGUGUCCAGUGACAUUGGCCCUCAUUUAUCAAGAGUUCAUACGGUAGAAAACUUACGUACACCUUGCGUACGUAAGUUGCGACGUGAGGAUUUAAUCAGUGAUAAAAAUCCAAUAGAAAUCCAUAAAAAUGUGCCUCAGGGGCAGCAACACACUGUUUGGUGACGUUAAUAAUUAUUUUUGUUCAUCCUCUGUCAGACUCUCCAGUCUGCUCUACAUUACAAAUUAAAACUAAAUACUUUCAAUAAACACAUGGCCAUAAAAAACAUUAGGGUUGUAUGAGAUAUAAAUUUAUCAUCAUGAGCAACUUAUUGACUAAUGAUUUAUUCAAACUUCAGCCACUGUCAACUAUUCUGUAGCAGCGCUGUUCACCGCCACCAUAAUCUUGCUCCAGACAGGAGUUUUCUGGACUGCUUUUAUACCAAUUUUGAUACUUCCAAAGAGCAAAUCCUUGUUAGUUUCUACCACAGACGCGAGGAUAUCCACUUUCAGCUCUGAAAAGUUUCGAAUCUUUUUAAUAUUUCUCCUCUUUCAUGUUUGACCUCAGUGGGCGAGGCUUCUGAACCACGAAUAUUUAAGGGCGUUACAUGUUAAUGACGAUCGAUGUCAGCCGCCGCAUUUAUCAAGACCCAAUCAUACGUACACUGGGAUUGGUCAGAUACGAACCCUUUCAUAAAUCUCAUGUGUGUCCUAUCGUACUAUGAAUCCUGCACUUAGAUCUGCGCUUAGUUCUAUGCAAGAUUGAUAAAUGAGGGGCCAUUAUGAUGUUGGCUGACUCUGGAAAAUGCUCUGUUCUAGUUCGCUUGAAUCUGUUCCCAGCCUUUGACACUGCCGAGCACCUCAUCCUGCCUUGUCUUGUCUGCAAUUAGUGCAGCAUUCUGACCCACGUGAAUAGGAAGACUCACAUAUCCCCUAUUCUUAAAGCUCUACAUUGACUGCAUGUGUCCCUUAGGAUCAAUCUUAAAAUUCUGGUCCUAACAUUUAGAGCCUUGCAUGGUCAAGCUCCAUCUUAGAUCUGCUAUCUGAUCCAGCCUCACACCCCUGUUCAGGCUCUGAGGUCUGUGGAUCAGAAUCUACUGAUGGUUCUGCCCACUUAUUUUUGGACCAAAGGUGACCGAUCUUUCCAGGCUGUUACUCCCAAGCUUUAGAAUGAUCCUCCUCUCUUUCUUUGCUUAAUAGACUCAGUUGACUCCUUUAAAAGCCAACUCAAGGCAUAUUCAUUUGCUCAGGCUUUUAUUUAGUUUUUUUGGGCUGCUAUGAUUUUUAAUGGUGUCUUGGCCUUUUAAAUUUUCAUGUACAUUUUGACUUUUUGUUUAUUUGAAGCACUUUGUGAAUUUUUGUUCGUGAAAGGUGCUAUAUAAAUAAAGUUGACUUACGUACUAAGUAGUAGUAGUUUAUUUGUCCCAUAGGGAAAUUGCAUUGCAACAGAUCACAAAUUUGGCAUCUCAUCAAGAACAGUACAGAUAAAAAAAAAUAAAACAGCAUGUUAACAACUUUCACACGUAAUUAACAGUAAAAAUACACUCACCGGCCACUUUAUUAGGUACACCUGUCCAACUGCUCGUUAACACUUAAUUUCUAAUCAGCCAAUCACAUGGCGGCAACUUAGUGCAUUUAGGCAUGUAGACAUGGUCAAGACAAUCUCCUGCAGUUCAAACCGAGCAUCAGUAUGGGUAAGAAAGGUGAUUUGAGUGACUUUGAACGUGGCAUGGUUGUUGGUGCCAGAAGGGCUGGUCUGAGUAUUUCAGAAACUGCUGAUCUACUGGGAUUUUCACGCACAACCAUCUCUAGGGUUUACAGAGAAUGGUCCGAAAAAGAAAAAAUACCCAGUGAGCGGCAGUUCUGUGGGCGUAAAUGCCUUGUUGAUGCCAGAGGUCAGAGGAGAAUGGCCAGACUGGUUCGAGCUGAUAGAAAGGCAACAGUGACUCAAAUAACCACCCGUUACGACCAAGGUAGGCAGAAGAGCAUCUCUGAACGCACAGUACAUCGAACUUGGAGGCAGAUGGGCUACAGCAGCAGAAGACCACACCGGGUGCCACUCCUUUCAGCUAAGAACAGGAAACUGAGGCUACAAUUUGCACAAGCUCAUCGAAAUUGGACAAUAGAAGAUUGGAAAAACGUUGCCUGGUCUGAUGAGUCUCGAUUUCUGCUGCGACAUUCGGAUGGUAGGGUCAGAAUUUGGCGUCAACAACAUGAAAGCAUGGAUCCAUCCUGCCUUGUAUCAACGGUUCAGGCUGGUGGUGGUGGUGUCAUGGUGUGGGGAAUAUUUUCUUGGCACUCUUUGGGCCCCUUGGUACCAAUUGAGCAUCGUUGCAACGCCACAGCCUACCUGAGUAUUGUUGCUGACCAUGUCCAUCCCUUUAUGACCACAAUGUAGCCAACUUCUGAUGGCUACUUUCAGCAGGAUAAUGCGCCAUGUCAUAAAGCUGGAAUCAUCUCAGACUGGUUUCUUGAACAUGACAAUGAGUUCACUGUACUCAAAUGGCCUCCACAGUCACCAGAUCUCAAUCCAAUAGAGCAUCUUUGGGAUGUGGUGGAACGGGAGAUUCGCAUCAUGGAUGUGCAGCCGACAAAUCUGCGGCAACUGUGUGAUGCCGUCAUGUCAAUAUGGACCAAGCUCUCUGAGGAAUGCUUCCAGCACCUUGUUGAAUCUAUGCCACGAAGAAUUGAGGCAGUUCUGAAGGCAAAAGGGGGUCCAACCCGUUACUAGCAUGGUGUACCUAAUAAAGUGGCCGGUGAGUGUAGGUAACAACAUCAUAAUCACACUUCCUAAGUCUCAACUUUAACCUGAUUAGACCAGCUGAGCAGGCUGUAGGUGACUAACUGGCUAUUUGGUAUAAAGGCAUUUAAUGGCCUGCGGCACAAAGGAAAAUUUCCUCUGUUUUUAGUAAACAGUGGGGGGCGAUAUCGUCGCCCAGAAGGCAGGAGGUUAAAAGAGUGGGCAAGGGGGUUCCUUUGGUCACCUAUAAUGUUCCUUUUUCCUUUUUUCCUGUCCUGUCUCUGUAGAUGUCUUCCAUACAUGGCAGAGUAGUGCCCAGUAACUUACAGGAUAUGGAUAUAAUUAUUUCUAACCCUCUUUUUUCUGUACCUCUGUGGCAUUGCCGAACCAGCAGGUAAUACAAAAAGAAAGAAUGCUUUCGAUAAAAGCGCAGUAAAACAUUUGGAGCAUUCUCCUUUCAACAUUAAAAGACAGAAAUUUCUUUAAGUGGAACAUUCUUUGUUGAGACUUGGUACAGAUUUGAUCUGUCCACUUCUCCAACAUAAGCUUACAGUCAAGCACGAAGUAUUUAAACUCUGAGACUUGUUGAAUUGGCUUUCCCUUGAUUAAAGUUACUGUAUUGGGGGCUUCCUCUUUUCUAAAAUCUUUACACAUUUCCUUGGUUUUUGAAGGAUUGAGGAGAAGGUUUGACUUAUCACACCAGUUAGUAAAGUAUUCAAGGACUGGACCAUGCUCCUUUUCCUCAUCAUAUAAAAGACUGACCAGGGGUCUCAUUUAUAAAGCUUGCUUAAGCACAAAACCUGUCUUGGAAGGGCGUACGCCACUUCUUAUGCAAGAGUUGGGCUCUAUAAAAAAAAAAAACUAGCCUAGGAAUGUGUGCAACUUUAAGCAAACUCCACACCUAGCUUACGCACUUUUUGGAGACGAUUGGAGCAAGGUGAGAACAAUUGGUUAAUGGAGAGCGCGCGUAGAAAAAGCCAUACAGUGACAGUCGUGUGCAAUGCAGCACAAUGGAUGCACUUGCGCUUCUCGAAGACCAUGCCAAUGGACGGAUCCGGCUGGAGAGGGUGUUCCAAGAUCGGGAAGAUUUCCUGGUUUAUGAUGAUGAAUGGCUAAAAAGCCAUUUUAGACUCCCUAGAGCCAUGCUCUUGGAUCUAAUUGCUGAAUUAAGUUCAAUUUUCGAGCACCCAACACACUGGAACCGCGCCAUACCAGCACACGUUAAGGUGCUGACAACAGUUGGUUUCUUGGCAACGGGCUCGUUCCAGAGGGAAUUGUCGGACAGGUACUUAUUAUGACAGUUAUAUCACAAUAUAGGCGUAAUUUAAAUGUACAGAUUCACGAAAUAUAAAUUAAUAAUAAAUUCUGUGCUAACAGGUCUGGGAUCUCGCAGCCAUCCCUCAGUGCCGCACUGCCAGCUGUUUUGGAUGGGAUCAUCGAAAUGACCAGUCGCUACAUCAGGUUUCCCUACACUGUUGUUGAACAAGCCAACAGCAAAAGGCAAUUUGCAGCAAUGUCCGAUUUCCCUACUGUAAUCGGCGCAAUUGACUGCACCCACAUUGCUAUAAGAGCCCCCAGCGAGAUUGAAUAUGUUUAUGUAAACCGAAAAGGUGUGCACACCAUAAAUGUCCAAAUAAUUUGUGACUCCUCAAUGGUGCUCACAAAUGUAGUGGCACGGUGGCCUGGCUCAACACACGAGUCAUUCAUUUUGGCGCACAGCGGUGUAGGGAACAGACUACAGGCAGGUGCUGCUCUUUAUGACUGGCUCCUUGGUAAGUAUUACACUAACACCAUAGCAUUCCCACACAACUUUAUUUGCUGUGUCGGGGAAAUUCUUCUCUACAUUUGACCCAGUCUGUUGCUGCCACUUGAACAGCAUUACUGAGUUGCGCUCUUGGAAUGCAAUUGGAUCCCACUUGUUAAUAACUCUGGUUAUACCUCGCAGGUGACAGCGGCUACCCACUGAGGCGGUGGCUCCUCACACCAUUUCCAAACCCGCAGAGCGCAGGGGAAGUGCGCUUUAACGUUGUGCACGGCCGUGCGCGCUCUGUUGUGCAGAGCGCCAUUGGUUUAUUGAAGAGUAAGUGGGUGCUAAAAUGCCUUGGGGGACAGGCUACUCUACCACCCCAGAAAGGUGUGUAAAAUCAUACAGGCGUGUGGGGUGCUGCACAACUUGGCAGUGAGGAACGCCAUCCCCCUCCCACCUGACCCCCCACCCCCCCGCCGCCACACGUGGACCCCGACCCACAGACACCUCCCCGGCAUGACGAACAUCAGCAUGGAGCAAGGCUACGUGAGGAAGUGAUGCGGCGUGUGUAAAAAAGCAAGUGCAAGUGCGUUUCACUUUUUCACCAACUCUUACUGCGUCCAUUGCCGCCAACAUUAUGUCACACAUGUUCUGCAAGACUGUGCAUAUUUGUGCCAGUUCCUCCCUCACUUCUCGGAUGGCUCCGAUAGUGUCCCUCUGUGUCUGCAGGACAGUCUCUGUGAGGACCCGGCCGCCUCGGGCCUGCAGCCAGUGUGCCAGACAUGCUGGGAAGCACCUCCUCUUCCUCCACCUCCUCUCCCACUGCUUCCAACUGCAAAGUGACUGAGGACACAAUGCACAUUAUUUCUUGCCACGUGUCUGUACAAACAUUUGAUCCGAUAAACGGGUAAAAUUGUAACUUACCACUCUCCUCAGUCUGUGCAAAAUCUGUGUCCCCCUCCCUCUCACAAUGCCACACACACUGGCCCUUCCAAUAACGGAGGCAAUUUUGCAGUGAAGUGGUGUUGUUAACUCUGUGGUCUGGCCGCCACCUGUGUGUAAAAUUUGUAGACUUUCUGCUCAGUCAAAUGUUGCAAGGUGCUGGCAAUAUCACAGAAAAGGAACCUUGCGAGCAUGAUUCAGAAGUUACUUCUCAUUCAACAUUUUCGUUUCAGGAUUUAGCAUUUAAUUUGAAAUGUAACAAAUAGUUUCCACGUUAAAUAUUUUGACUUCGACAAUUUCAGUUUUUUUUUAGAAUUUACAAAUGUGCAAAAAACAAAUUCCAUCAGGCUCAUUUAUAUGUAAAUCACAUUCAUGAGGUUAUUUGCAUGACCAUACGUGGUGAAUUGUGGGUGUGGAGAGGGCAGGGCAUGAAUCAAAUCCCUGCUGCGCAACUUUCCGGCUGGUCUGUGAUUUAUAAAGGGAAAGUGCGUGCAGGUGUGCGUAAGCAGUGUUUUAUAAAUCAGAUUUUUUGGGGGCGUACGCACUUUUCAGCUUUUCGACUUACGUACACUUUUAGUAUGGAUCCUACGCCAGGUUUUAUAAAUGAGGCCCCAGGGCAGUAUCAACUGCAUACUUCAUAAAAAAUCUAUUUUGAAAGGUGCUAGAACAUGAACUAGUAUAUAGAAUAAAUAAAAGAGGCGACAAGACACAUCCCUGAGGGGAGCCAGUAAAAGUGAUCGCUUUUUCAGACAGUGAUGCUCCUACUUUGACCUGCUGGAUUCUACCACUGAGAAAAUCCACAAUCCAAGCAAUCAGGUCAGCUUCAAGUGCAAAUUCGCUCGAUAAUACAUUUGCUAACAUUUUGGGCCUGAUUGUAUUAAAAGUGGAUGAAAAAUCAGCAAAUAAAAUCUUAACAUGAGCCUUAGGCUUCUCAAGGUGACUAUAAAUUAAGUGUAAAAGAGUUGCGAUGGCGUCAUCCACCCCUCUGGAUGUUUGAUAAGCAAAUUGCAGGGGGUCUAAGAGAUGCUGUGUUUUGGUCAAGAUAAAUUUCUUUACAAGGCGCUCAAAACAUUGAGGGUGAAGGAUGGUUUCUCCCUACUCUUGUGUGGUAUACAUGUCAUCUUUUUAACUCCCUGCCAAGCCUCUCUGGAGUUACUAGAGGUCAGGGAGGCCUCUAACUUCAAUUUAUAAUUGUGUUUGUCCACAUGCACCUGUCUCUUAAUUUCUCUUUUUAGUUCCUUCCUUGUGUGCUCAUCCUGAUCUCUAUAAGCUUUCCUUUUCUGAAUAGUAAGUUUCUUUAGUAUUCUGGUAAACCAUGGCUUACCAUUUGGAUAAACUUUGAAUGUCCUAUUUGGCAACACAGAAUCAACACAAAAAUUGAUGUAGCCGGACACUGCCUCGACCUGAUCAUUAAUAUCAGUUGUCUCAAAGACUUCCCAUAAAGUACAAUCAAAACAGCCCUGCAAUGCCGUGGUGCUUUCAUUGUCCCACACUGUAACAGGGGCGGAGAUAAACCACAUUAUGGUCAGAUGCUCCAAGUGGAGGGAGUGGAGUUGCUGUGUAUGCGUUCUUAACAGUUCCAAAACAUAUGUCCGGUGUCUUUUUCUUUCUUGUGUGACAGUCCACAUAUUGAUAGUAGGUGCGCAGGGACUUUUUGGCAGGACAGUUAUUAAAGUCACCAAGGAUCAACUUAGGCGCAUCAGGGGAGAGUGCCUCAAGUUUUUCGGAAAUGUUAAAAAUAAUUCCAUUGACUUUAUUAAAAUCAGCCUUUCGGUGUAUGUACACCAGGGUAAAAAAGAUCUGAGGAAACUCUCUUGGCAAAUAAUAUGGUCGGAGUGAGACACACAGCAGUUCUAUGUCGGGGGUGCACAGUUUCUCUCUCAUCUUGACAACCCGGCACCAUUCAUCUCUUACGAGAAGACAGACUCCGCCCCCUUGUGUCUCCUCGGUGACGUUCGGGUCUCGGUUGGCUCGGAAUGCCGAGAAGCCUGCUGGCUCCACUGCGCUUGAUGGAGUGCUACUGUCAAACCAUGUCUCAGUGACCGCUAAGACACAGGCACUCCGAUGCUCAUGGACGUAGCGAACGUUGGCAACCAGCUCAUCUGUUUUAGCUCUUAGAGACUGCGCGUUGAUCAGCAGCGUGACAGGCAGUGGAAGUUUAUUUUUCAGCUUUUUUAGCCGUUGAUGGAUGCCACUUUUGCAUCCACGUUUUCGCUUCAUUUGCCGUGUUUUUUCGAUUGUUGCUGCUGCAGUUGUAGUUUUAAGGCAUUCUGGGAUCAGUUCAGUGACAGCUGAAGGAGCCACAGGUGCGUGAUUGCGUAACGGCAAGAGGGUCUCCCUGCUGUAGUAGUGGAUAUCAAGGGCAGCGCCGCCAGCAGCAUUGUCGUUGAAUUCUUGAAUGAAAUAAAUGUUUAAAAGUCCCCAGAACAAACAGAUCGUCCACCAUAGUGCAGGAUCCAUAGUUGCUGUUUAGUUCCAGGGCGUGCAAAGCAAAAGGAACUCACAUAUCCACGCAAACAGAUGCACAAAGAAACUACGAAAUGCCAACGUGAGACACUGCAGGGCAGCCACAGAGCAGCCCCCGGAUGUGGGCGCUGCUCUGUACCUACUUCCGGGGCCCCACUAUGUGUAUACCACACUUUCUUAAGACUUCUGACUAUGCAAAGCUCUUUUACAUCACAUCAUAUUCGCCCAUUGACACCACAUUCACACACUCAUGGCAGAGGCGGUUAUGUAGAGUUGAUCAGUUUUUGGCUAAUUCCAUCUCCACACCACUGGACACAGCUAGUGGGGUGUGUCAAGUGUCUUUCCGAAACUUUGGCAUGUGGACAGCCCUGGGAUCAAACUCCCGACUUCCCGAUUGGAAGACGACCAAACCUAUCACAGAGCCAUAGCCGCCCUUUACCAAGAGCUAUCUGAUGAUCCUGCCAGUAGCAUAUGUUGAGAAUAAUGCAUGGAAGUUGCAUACGGUGGGUACAGUAAAACUGGAUUAUUAAAUCAGUUAUGGUUAUGGUUCCUUGAGACCACAAUCAACAAGACAGAUAAAGGUGUUGUGGCACAGAAUAUAGGUUUUCAGUACUGAAAAUCUUAUAUGUUUAUUUCUAUUAUUAGUAAAAAUAUUCUUAUUGUAUUGUCACCACAAAAAUAUAUGUGAAUUUUUUAUUGAGUCCUUGAACUUUAAAAUGUGUGACAUGUAAUGACAUCAUCAUUCAGCAUCAAGCAAAACGUCCAGCAGCCCAUUGUGCUCAUUGCUGAGCUCUCUAUAUUAAAUCCAGUACAUCUAACCUGCUAUUUAGGGGGCAGUUAAAGAGUCAGUAAUUCAGACACAACUCUGGUAGUAGAAUAGUGCAUGUGAGUGUGUGCAUGAGUGAUGGAUUGAACAUUAUAAACCCCUCUUUAUUUAGGUUAAUCUCAUGUUGAUGUUUUAAUAUAUCUACAAAUCAUCCUCAGGACUUAGGCUGAAUAACAUAUAAUUUACUGCCAAAAAGCCUGUACUUUUAACCUUGCGUCAAUAACAUGGUAGCCAGCUAACAUGCUAACAGAGUGAACAGCAUGAACACAAACUAUUGCUCAGUAGAUUUGGGACAUGCAGCUACAGCUCUCAUCGUGGCCUGGGGGUGAACAGGUGUUGGAAUAGCUUAAAACAUGUGACUACAGAAUGAAUGACCUCUCACUGCUAGCACUGAUCAAAGCUUCUGGUUUGAACCAGGGGGAAAGUCUGAUUUGACUCACCACACCCAGAUGAUAUAUCCCCAAAGCAAAAAAAAGUAACUACAUCUGAGAGAGAAUAGCUGGUGGUGAUGGGUCCAAACUUGAACCUCUGUGAAAGUCUGCGGGAUAAAAUUACUGUCACCACCUACAGCUAAAUUGGGAUGAAGCUGUCUUGCUCUGUCUCAGUGGAAGGGACUUUUAAACAUGAUUUAUUGCCAAGCAACAUAGGUGACAGCAGCUAAAACUGCUUAGUGUGUGUUUAUAUGUAAUCAACCUGACAUUCCUGCAUUUCAGAUGGCGAAUGCUGCCAUAUUUACUCCUCUAACCACAUCUUGAAACCAACAGUGUCUCAGCUGCUCCUUGUUAGCAUAACAUUAGCCUCAGCUGCAGGUCAUAUUCUGCUGCAAAUGUGUCAAGGCCAACAUGAAUGGUUUUUAAAUGUCUUAGGGGUCUUGGACCUUCUUAUCUUUCAGAAUUGCUUUUACAAUAUGAACUCUCACGGACCCUGAGAUCCUCUGGCACUGGCCUUUUAAUAGUCCCCAAAGUUAGAACACGAACUUACAGUGAGGCAUCUUUCCAGCACUAUGGCCCCCGUCUUUGGAAUAGCCUGCCAGAGGACCUUAGGGCAGCAAAGAAUAUUCAUAUUUUUAAGAGCAGGCUCAAGACCCACCUAUUUAAUUUGGCUUUUAACUAAUGUCUUAUUUUUAAUCUAUAUUUUUAUCCUAUUUUUAUCGUAUUUUAGUUCAUUUAUAUAUUUUAGUCCUCAUUUUACAUGUUAUGUUUAUUCUAUUUAUUCACUUAUUUUUUAAUUAUAUUUUAGCUAUUUAUCAGUAUUUUAUAAUUUUAUCUAGUUUGAUGUUUUUAGCUGAUUUAGUCUAUGUUUUUAUUGCAAUUCUCCAGUGUUUCCUCAGUAGGGGGCCCACCUGCACUGGAGGCUGUGACUGGCUCUGUCUAGGGCAGGGGUCUCAAACUCAAUUUACCCGGGGGCCGCUGGACGUAGAUUCUGGGUGAGGCUGGGCCGCACCAGGUUUUUCACAAGAAAAGCGCUUACAAAAACAUUCCAUUGUUAUCAAAUGUCACUGUGCACUGCAACUUUCUCUGUGCAAAUAAGACACGUCGGGAUGCCCCUGUGCUCAACAAAGAAAUAUUGCACUUCCCACUUCUCCUGAAAUUGUCUGUGCUCAUCACCAACCUUUCUCUUCACAGCAGGCUUUGAAAAAGACAUGUUUGGGGCUUUUGUAAUAUAAUUGAUUCCACUUGAUGUCACUGUCACGUUAAAGUUUCAGUUUCGGUGUUUAACCGAUGCGUCAUUUCCGCUUUUUUUCUGUCCCGCUGAGUAACAACUUUCGGGUUCCGACUGAGCGCGAAGCGCGUGAAGCGGGAGCGGCCGCGACAUUACACACGUGCAGCAUCCCAUCAAAGUGCCCUUGCUCCUCGAGCUGUUUUUCCAGAACAAUCAUGGAUAUGCCGCUAUGUUUUCCUGGCUGUACGAAACACGUUUGUACACUUUAUCCAAGAAUUAAAGUUGGCUACAGGGCUAUACACACACACACAGAGAGAGACAGACCAGCGCUGUAGACUAGGACUUGUGUAGAUAUACUGAUGCCAUAUGUUUUCACCGUCUGUGCAUAAAAUGAAAAAUAUAAAAUGCACACAAAUAUGCAGAUACUGAAAUAAUGAAAAUUGACCGGUGUAACAGGUGUUGUGCCAAAAAUGAUUGUCUGCCAGAAACAUAUUUCCGGUCGCGGGAGCGCAAAAACGUCAAUUUCUCUGGAUUAAACGGUCAUAAUAUGCAGGGACACACAGCUGUAUUAUACUGUAGUUAUAGCAAAGGCGUAUGUAUUUGAAAGUUUAACGUUUCUUGUUUCGUUAUUAUUACAACUGGCCAAAAGAAGCCAAGUUAGUAGCGAAAUCGGGCAAUGUAAAUACGUGAUACAUGUCUCUGUGCUUGGUAUGUGUCAUGACUGUAUUGGUUGCUUGUCAAUAAACGCGACCGGAACUCAGUUUCUGACAGACAAUCCCCUUUUCGCACAACACCGGAUUCUCUCGUUAUUUCAUGUGUGACUUCAUGCAACGAUCGACAAGAAGGCUCGCGGCUCGUGACUCGCGCAAAAAUAGAACAGACGCCGAAAGGAAGUGGUCGUCGUUCCGCGGCGCUUCCGCAUCCGGUCGCAAUGUCGCGAGCUCGCAAUAAGCCCGGCAGAUGUCCCGCCCCCGAGAGCCAUAUACCCCACCGUGAUUGGUAGGUUUGUCCAGCUCUUCACACAACACUGAAAAGUGUCAAUCAUAUCAAACUCGCGGGCCGCACUAAUAUUAAACUUUCGUAUCAAGGCGGGGGCCACAAACUAAAGUCCCGAGGGCCGCAGUUGGCCCGCGGGCCGCGAACUUGAGACCCCUGGUCUAGGGUUUCUCUGCCUCAUGGUGUGCGCUCAGCUCGGCCAGAUGGUGGUCUGCAGCAGUGCUUGCUGCUGUGGGCCCCUUACUGGCUUGUAGCGGGGUGCACACCCGGGUGGAGGUGUCCUGGCCCUGGGCCGUGAGCAGCAGUGUGUGUGUGUGUGUGUGUGUGUGUGUGUUGGGGUGGGCUCUCGGUGAGGGUUGGGGGGGUGGGGUGGCGGGCUGGAUAUGGGGGGGCUCAUUGUUUUAAAUUGUAAAGCACUUUGUUCUGCAUUUCUUUUUGCCUAAAAAGUGCUAUAUAAAUAAAGUUUGAUUUGAUUUGAUGAAGUCAGUCCAAAGUCAACUUAGGUAAUGUUUUCACUUUGUCGUGAAGUCAUUUGCAUGAAAUACCAAGUCGCAAUAUUUUGAGAAAAUUUGAAUGUUAUUUUAUAUGACCUGAGCUGAGAAAAACAGUUGUUACAUACAGUACAGUUUCUCAAAGUCACAGGAGUUCCCCCAUGAAAGCAGAAACUCUGGCUAAGUGUUCUCUUUUCUCUGUAGCUGUUGGGAGGAGCUGCAGCCAGUGACCCACAACUCAGACGCUACAAGAGGAACUGGGUUGUACCAACACGCAGGCUAAAAGAGAACAUAGACUACACUGAUAAAGGCCAUGUUGCAAGGGUAAGAAGUUCUCAAAUAUCAUUCCUUUCACAGUAUUUUAUCACAGUAGUAAGGGACUCCUGAGUAUUUCUUUACAGCUACCUGGAAAAAAGUUAGAUGCAGUACAAAACAGUGGUCCACAGAAAGGCUUGGGUUUUAAUGCAGUUCUAAAAACUUUGCUGCCCUGUGGUACUAAGUUCUUAGAGCCACAGCUGCAGUUUCACUUCUAUAGAUUCAGUUUUCUGUGCAGGCUAUAUAAUUAAAAAAAUCUGAUCUGAUGUAUGAAGAAAAGGAUGACAAGGACCCACUCAGGCCUGCAUACCAUUCCAGCAGUUAAGAGAGUCAUCCUGCUUUUUGGUGAGGCAUGAAAAAGGAUCAACAGAAACCUGCAUGAUGGGUAAUGCUUGUAUUAAAUUGGCACCAACAGCAGUAAAAUCCACCAGGGACAUAAAAUAUCAUAUAUUUACUGUCAUAUAGUAUUCCUUUUUGCUUCAGGAACAUGAUUUGCGUCCAACUUGUAAAUACACAAACCAUGCCUGGGGACAGAGAAGAGUCGAAAAAAAUUCUACAGCAUCAGCGAGGAUUGACAGAACUAACAAAAUUUCUCAUGAUACAUAGGUAGCAGCCGACACUGUGCACAUCCGUCCACAAGUCGCCAGAUUUGCAUAGCCGUCACACCUGCCAGUGUACCAAAUGGGGCCCAGACCUUCAGGCUGAUAGUCUAAAUAAUUGGUCAGGGGCUGUUAAGGGGCAGACUGUACAGACCAAACACGCCAUAAUUUUAAAUUUAACGGUCAGUGCGAGAUGUCACAGCAGGUGAACAUUGGCCAUCGGUAGCAUUCAGCAGGCGUGAAACAACAGCAGGGAGAGUGGUAAGUUUUAAAUCAACUGCUUUGCUCAACAUAAUACUGACCUUAAAUGUUAUCAGCAUGUAUUUUUCUUUCUUUCUUGGGCCAUCAUUGAAAGUUAUUUUCUGAAUGACAGAUGAUUCUGUGGUUCUAGCGUUGGCUAACGUUAAUGUAAGUAGCAGGUUCGUUAUGAAAAUACUAAAAUACAUCACAAUUCAGUGACAUAACUGCCCUGUUUUCAUCGUAAGAUGACUGCAUGGCUGAAAAUGUAGUUCAAUGGAUCGUCAAUGUUACCAAGCGCUAACUUGUACACUGAUAUGGAAGGCCAUCGGGCUCAAAAACAUGCAAAUUCUAACAUGAACAACAUGUUGACAACAUGUAGAUAAUGCGUAGACAACACAUAAACAACACGUGAACAAGCGCCAUAAGCUGAGAGCCAUAAGUUCUCAUUGGCUCCUGGGCAGUAGGAUUAAAUCAUUUCUGUAAGCCUGGGGGGUUUCAAAACACUAUUUAACAUAAUAAGGAACUUCGUAUUUCUUUGCUUUUUUCUUCCUUUAUCAUGUAGUUCAUAAAAAAAUUAUCAUUUCCCUCCCAGCAAAAAGUGUUUGAAAAGAUGCCUUCGCCAUAUGUCUUAACAAUGUUUAAAUGUGCUUCCUCUGUCCAGCUAACUGUUCGGAACAAUGUAUCUGUAUUUACAUACUUCCAGGAAUCCAGGCUUUAUCAUUUCCCUUGGUUUGGAAAAGCAGACAAGGGAAGAAAAUAAAGCACCUGCCUCACUGCAUCCAGUUAGCCAAGACGUCUUCUCAUACCAGCUCCGUGAAAAAGCCAAGUAUAUCUCCUCCCUCUGUCUUCGGACUGCUGUAUAAUUAAUACAUCCGGUCAGUCAGGUCCAAGCUCCUUCAUUCUCAAUUUCUCCAGCAGUGUUCUCCUCUCAAACGGCAUUGUUUUCAAUCAAUCAAUCAAUCAAAUUUUAUUUAUAUAGCGCCAAUUCACAACAGUCGUCAUCUCAAGACGCUUUUCAAGGAACAAGAGCAGGUCUGGACCGCGCUCAUUGUUUGAUGAUCAAGAACCAACCUAAGAUGGGUUUUGGCCCAUCUCAACUAACAUGAGUAGCAGUGGCGAGGAAAAACUUCCUUUUAACAGGCAGAAACCUUGGGCAGGACCAGACUCAUGCUAGACAGCCACCAUGCCGCUGCUGGGUUGGGGAGGAAUGUAGAGAGAAGAGGGGAGAGGGGGAGAGGACAGGGGGAGGGAGAGAGACAGCAAGAUAGGGGAAAGGCGAGAGAGAAUUAGUACGGAGAGGGAGGGGGAGGGAGAGAGAGUAGGGAACGAGGGUGAGAGAGAGACAGGAGGCAGCAGGAACAACAGCAGCAAUGACAACAGCUCAUGUAAUGGUGAAACAAAAAGACGUUCAGUUUACAGGUUUAGGAUAUGAGUGAUAAUGGACAAUGUUGAAUUAAUUGAGUGUGAUUACAGUUAGCAGGCUUAAUCGUAGUCAAUUCUAUUUUGUAUGUCAAUAAUGACAGUGAGGCUGAUGUUCAUGUCUGCAGUAACAGUAACAGCAACAGUCCAGAGGAAUCAGAGAGAAGAAGGAGCUCAGGGCCGGGGGGGGGGGGGCAGCAAUGGUCCAGAGAAGCCAAAGAGCCAAAGAGAUGGAGGAGCUCAGGGCCCAGGGUGGAUGCAGCUGGGGUCAGGCAGUUCCUCAGCAGACCGUUUGCAGCAUUAGUCCAGUGGCAGCUAAAGGACUCAGAGACACUCAGAGAGACAGAAAACUGGUCAGUGACUUAUAUGGGACAUAAAGAUCUAAAGAGGAGAUAGAGACGGACUCUAGCUCAGUGUGCCAGAUAGCCCCGGCAGUCUAGGCCUAUAGCAGCAUAACUAAGAGCUGGUUCAAAUCAGCCCUGACUAUAGGCUUUAUCAAAGAGGAACGUUUUAAGUCUACUCUUGAAAGUUGAGAGUGUGUCUGCCCCCCGAACCUCGAGCGGUAAAUGAUUCCAGAGAAGAGGUGCCUGGUAGCUGAAAGCUCUUCCUCCAACACUACUUUUAGAGACAUUUGGUACAACGAGCAGACCUGCAGACUGUGAGCGUAACGGUCUAGAUGGAAAGUACGGUAUAACUAGCUCGUCGAGAUAUAAUGGCGCCUGGCAAUUAAGCGCUUUAUAUGUCACAAGGAGGAUUUUAAACUCAAUUCUAUAUUUAAUAGGGAAAGGCUAAAACAGGGGAGAUGUGCUCCCUUCUACUAGUUCUAGUCAAUACCCGAGCUGCUGCAUUUUGGACCAGCUGAAGAGUCCUUAAUGACUUACUAGAGCAGCCUGGUGGAGAGAAUUACAGUAAUCCAGCCUAGAGGUAACAAAGGCAUGGACUAGUUUUUCUGCAUCGCUCUGAGACAAUAUGCGUCUAAUUUUUUAGAUAUUGCGCAGGUGGAAAAAGGCUGUCCUAGAAAUUUGUUGAAUGUGGGAGCUAAAAGAUAAAUCCUGAUCAAAUACAACUCCUAGAUUACGCACAGUGGGGUUGGAUGCCAGGCUGAUACCAUCAAAUGUAGCUAAAUUACUAGAGAACGCCUCUCUAAGGUGUUUAGGACCGAGGACCAGAACUUCAGUUUUGUCUGAGUUGAGCAUUAGAAAGUUAUUGGUCAUCCAGGAUUUUAUAUCUUUGAGGCAGGCUUCUAACCUGGCAACCUGGCCUGCUUCCUCUGGCUUUAUGGAUAGGUAUAGCUGGGUGUCAUCUGCAUAACAGUGGAAAUUAAUCGAAUACUUCCUCAUAAUUUUACCCAGCGGAAUCAUAUACAGGGUGAAGAGGAUUGGACCGAGCACUGACCCUUGCGGCACACCGUAGCAGACUUUGGUGUGUGCAGAGGAUUUAUUAUUUACAUUGACAAACUGGGAUCGAUCUGUUAGGUACGAUUUAAACCAGGAGAGAGCUGAUCCUGCUAUGCCUAUAGAUUGUUCUAGUCUCUGAAGCAGGAUGGAGUGGUCAAUUGUGUCAAAUGCUGCACUAAGAUCUAACAGGACUAGAACAGAGAGAAAACCAUUGUCUGAGGCCAUGAGUAGGUCAUUUGACACCUUUAGCAGAGCAGUCUCUGUGCUGUGAUGGGUUCUAAACCCAGACUGGAAAUCCUCUAAUAAACCAUUGUUAUGGAGAAAAUCACAGAGUUGAUUCGCAACAACUUUCUCUAGGAUUUUAGAAAUAAAAGGAAGGUUGGAUAUUGGUCUAUAGUUAGCUAGGGAGCUUGAGUCUAGAGUAGGUUUUUUAAGGAGAGGCUUAAUCAAUGCAGUCUUGAAAGACUGGGGAACAUAUCCAGUUAAUAAAGACGUGUUAAUCAUUUUGAGCAGGGACGUACUAAUCAAAGGAAGAGUUUCCUUCAGCAAUUUAGAUGGAAUUGGGUCUAAGAGACACGUCGAUGGUUUGGCUGCUAGCACCACUGAUUUUAACUCAGGAAGGUCAAUAGGUACAAAAUUACUAAGGUGCACCAGAGGCCUUAGGGGCUCCUCAACAUUUUUAGGGUUAUUUGAGAGAGAGACACUUGAUGGAGUCAAUAGGUUACUAAUUUUACCUCUUAUUUUUAAGAUUUUAUCAUUGAAGAAGCUCAGGAAGUCAUUGCUGCUAAGGGCUAAUGGGAUACAUGGUUCAGUGGUGCUCUGACAGUCUGUCAGCCUGGCUACAGUGCUGAAGAGAUAUCUGGGGUUAUUCUUAUUUUCCUCAAUAAGAGACGAGUAGUAAGUUGUCCGAGCAUGUCGUAGGGCUUUCUUAUAUUUAUCGAGACAUUCCUGCCAGAGAAAACGAGCUUCAGCUGUUUUGGAGGAGCGCCAAAUCCUUUCACAUUUUCUUAAUAACUGUUUCAGCUCAUGGGUUUCAGCAUUAUACCACGGGGCUAGCCUCUCGCGUGUAAUAGUUUUCUGUCGAAGAGGGGCAACUGAGUCUAGAACUGAUCGCAGUGUGCCUGAGGUAUCAUCAACAAACUGGUCAAGUUGCAAGGGACUGAUGUUUAAAUAUGAGCUAUCAGUAAAGUUUUUCUCAACUACAGAAUUUAGAGCAGACGGAAUUACCUCCUUGAACUUAGUAACAGCAUUUUCAGACAACCUUCUAGUUAGCACGGCUUUGUUGUGAGGAGAGUAACCUGAAAGCACAAAUUCAAAAGUUACUAGACAGUGAUCAGAUAAUAGAGGAUUUAAUGAGCUGACUAACAGGGCAUCAGUUUCGAGGCCAUAAGCCAGGACGAGAUCGAGAGUGUGGUUAAAGCAGUGCGUAGGUCUAUGUACACACUGUGUAAACCCAAUUGAAUCUAGCAAGGACCGAAAAGAAAUGCUUAGGCUAUCAUUUUCCACAUCUAUGUGAAUAUUAAAGUCACCGACGACGAUGACUUUAUCUGCGAGAAGGACUAAUUCGGAUAGGAACUCUGAGAACUCUGACAAAAACUCAGAGUAUGGGCUCGGAGGGCGGUAAACUAUAGCAAAUACCAGUGGUCUCAUGGACUUUGAGGCUGGGUGCGGGAGACUGAGAACGAGACUUUCAAAAGAGUUAUAAUCUAGUUUUGGUCUUGGGUUAAUUCUAAGACUGGAAUUGUAGAUAGCUGCAACUCCACCACCUCGGCCAGAGUCUCGAGGAAUGUGAAAGUUUAGGUGGCUAGGAGGAGUGGAUUCAUUUAAACUUACAUAUUCAUCCUUACGCAGCCAUGUUUCGGUUAGGGAGAGUAAAUCAAUGCGAUGAUCAGAGAUUAGUUCAUUUAUUAACACAGAUUUUGAAUUUAGAGACCUUAUAUUCAGUAGGCCACAUUUUAUCUUACUAGUACUUGGUUCAGCUAUGUUAACAGUCUUAAUUCUAGUAAGGUUCUUGUUAUUUACUCCUUUUUUAAUUGAUCGGUUAGAAUUUGAGAGCCGAGUACGAGGGACAGACACAGUCUCUAUAUUAAAGUGACAGUAGCUAGGAGGCUGCUCUAACAAAAGUACAGAGGAACGUGUAGAGCUGUGGCUAUGCUCCCUGAUUUCUAUGUCAAGCUGAGAGUAGCUUGGAAGCUGCUCUGAAGGGAGUACAGAGGGACGUUUUACACUGUGGCUCUGCUCCCUGAUUUCUAUGUCAAGCUGAGAGUAGCUUGGAAGCUGCUCUGAAGGGAGUACAGAGGGACGUUUUACACUGCGGCUCUGCUCCCUGAUUUCUAAGUCAAGCUGAUUGUAGCUUGGAAGCUGCUGUGAAGGGAGUACAGAAGGGCGUUUUACACUGCGGCUCUGCUCCCUUGUCUCUGUGUAUAAGUGGUAGUGGCUGGGAGGCUGCUCUAAAAGAGGCGCAGGGGGGCGUGUAAGACUGCGGCCCUGCUCCCUGAUCUCUGCUUUGAAUUGUCAGUGGUUCGGAUUAAUAAAAUCGGCCAGAUUUCUGGAUAAACGGGCCGCUCCAUCUCGGGUGGGAUGAAUGCCGUCCCGGCUAAUCAGACCAGGCUUGCCCCAAAAUGACUUCCAAUUAUCAAUGAAGCUCACGCCGUUUUGCGGACACCACCUCGACAGCCAGCGGUUGAAUGAUGAGAUACGGCUACACAUCUCAUCAGUUGUCUGAUCGGGCAGGGGACCAGAGAAAACUACGGAGUCCGACAUGGUCUUGGCAUAUUCACACACCGAUUCCACGUUCAAUUUAGUGACUUCCGACUGGCGGCGUCGGGAGUCAUUUACGCCGACAUGUAUUACAAUCUUACGGAAUUUACGUUUAGCCUUUGCCAGCAGUUUUAAACUACCUUCGAUGUCGCCCGCUCUGGCCCCCGGGAGACACUGAACUAUGGCCGCUGACUUCGCUAAUUUCACAUUUCGGACUACAGAGUCUCCAAUCACAAGAGCGUCAGGCUCAGCAGGUGUGUUGCUGAGAGGGGCAAAUUUGUUUGAAAUGUGAAUGUGGUGGUCUACCGUGGGCUUCUUAGGUCUACUGCUAUGCUUCCCUUUCACAGUGACCCAACCACUACUACAUCCCGGCUGCUCGGGAUUCGCCGGGGGGGAGGCUAAGCUAGGCCGACCCGCACCGGCUACCGAGUCCUGGCUGGCUAUCGCUACACUAGCAUCGGUGCGGAGCCGCUUUUCUAACUCUGUAAUCCUCGUCUCCAGAGCUAAGAAUAAACUACACUUAAAGCAGGUAUCGUUAUCGUCUAAGGAGGACGAGGAGUAACUGAACAUCUGACACACUGAGCAGAAGCGAGCAGGAGAAGCAGGCGACCGGGGGGAAGCCAUCGUUAGCAAGUGUAGCUAAGAGAAGCUAAGCUAGGAGCUAGUAAAGUAAAUGGUCAGAGAGAUCGCCCGGAGUGGAGAUAAAAACGGUGCUUGGUGAAAACUAUCAGAAAUACUUACAGACUUUCUAAACAGACAGAUGUACUGAUAAAUUACAGAUAGAAAAUAAACCAAAACAGCAAGAGAGCGCUUUCAGGAGGAAACGAAACGCUACACACAGUUCAACAGCAAGGAAGGGAAUGAAGCAAUGCGCACGCUCACCAGUCAGGAGGACCUGAGGCCUGGGCUCUCUCGAGGAGAAACACGUGGUCCAGAAAGUUAGAGGAAUUAUAGAUCAGCCAGGACACAUUCUCUUCUCUGACUACUCUCUUAUGUCCUCUAGGUAGCGCUACUAUGCAACCCCAAAGAGAAAAAAAAGGUACUCAAACUUAUUUAUCCCCUCAAUGAUCGGGCAGCUAAAUGCUGGGAAGUAAGGCUGCUAAAUGUUGGGAAGUAGACUGUAGCUGAUAGGUGGCCUGUGCUGAAUUUGGAUUCUCAGGAGGGUUUUAUUUCUUAUUUUACUUAUUUAUAUCUUUAUUUCUUAUUGCAUCUUAGUCAUUUCACUGUUAAAUUUAUUGCACUUGUAUUUAUUAUUUAUUUCUGAUCUUGCUAAUCUGUGGUGCUGACAGGGGAUGUAGGGGUCAUAUGCUGCUAUGAAUGUCUUGCAUUUGUUUGUUCCCUGAUUAUUUACUGGUUCAAUAAGUUGAGGUUACUGUGAAAUAAAUUAGCCUUCAGGGAUUAAUAAAGUGGUAUGAAUCUAAAUCUUGGCUAAAAAAAGGGGAACACCAUUGGUUUCAAUUCAUGCAGGAUCUAUCUUUGGUAAUCUGAGGACGAUUCUACUUUUUAAUCAAACUCCAUAAACAUUUUUAAACAGUUUAAUUCAUAAACAGGUAAAGCUACAGGCUCUAAGAAUUAGUCUCAUAAAUUGAAUUUAGUUCUUGGUACUCUGGUUAUUAGCUGGACUGUAAAAUUGUCAUUGCACCGAAAAGUAAGUCCUCUGUUCAGCUAAAGAUGUGGGAUCAACUUAAUGUAAAAUAUACCUACAGUGAAUUUCCUGCAAUAAGUGAACUGUUGUAUGGGUUGCUGUGAUCAUUCUCAGAUCAGGUCAGACUGGGAUGAAAAACUGAAACUGUACUACUUUCUGCUGGGGCCUGGUGCCAGUGAGAAACCAGAAAAUGUGUUUGUUGUGGAUCAGGAUACUGGACAGAUCUAUGUCCGAGGGAAGUUGGACCGAGAGGAGAAAGAGACUUACAUUGUGAGUACAAAGCUGUACCAAGAUCGUAACCUUUAACUAAACAAUAAUCAAGAAUCAGAGGAAGUCCUGGCUAGUUUUACACCCUGGGCAAGAAUUCAUUGUCACGUUCAAUUAGCUAUACCAAGGCUCGUAAUUUUUUGUCAAAUUCUGUUAUGUCAGAUGAAUCAGGACUACUUGCAUGGAAAUUUUCCUCAGAUCUAACUAAUAAUCCACUUUUCAACAGCAACAUGAUGGCACGAUGGCAUGGAAUGUAGUGAAUAACCUCAUGGUGAUGUGUUUUCUUUUUUCUAUCCUCCAGCUGACAGGAGUGGCCAAAUUUCAUGAUGGCAAUGUUGCUGAGGGCAGAAUAGACCUGAGGUUUGAUGUGGGUGAUGAGAAUGAUAAUGGACCUGUUUUUUUUCCUGUGCCCACAGCCACAGUCAAUGAGUCUAGUCCUGUAGGUAAGGUAUGCAGCUAUCAAGCCUCAAACACUUGAAGUAGACCUAACCAAGAGAGAGAAAUCAGUUGAUAUUUGAUCAAAUCUGUCAUGAAAUCAGCUGUUUGUUUUAAUAAUUCUCUACUGCUAAUGAAAUAAUUAGGGCCACAGGGCAAACGCACUGAGACACUGGCUCCGAUACAGAAGUAUAGGGGCCAGUGUCUCAAAGCACCGAGGCACUAUUGUUAUACUGUGGAUUUUUUCUUAUUCCUCUUCUGGACAAAUUCCAAUUCACUACCAGUCCUACAGCUUGAAGAGUUGAGACUGGGAUCGGUGUGCUAUUACUUUUCUCUAUUGUAUAUAAUACUACUAUGCAACAAGUAUGAAUUAGUUGAAAUCUCUAAAGAAUCUCACCAUCAUGUACACAGCCUCGCAGUAGCCCCAGUGGCCCUUUCAAAAUUUCCCAGAGGGAAUUUUCAAGUUAAGUUUACUAAUCUCUAACUGAAAAACUUUACCAGAGCUUUACUCGCUAGACAGGCAUUACUGAUGUGUUCUUUUAAAGUUCUGAUGUAAAAUAAAUAGAGAUAAUGGUUGUGGACCAACAUAUAAUUGUGGGUUAUCAUAAACUUAAACAUAGGAAUCACUGUAUAGCCCAAAGUUCACACACAGUCUGUGAACUUUAUUUCUUUUCGGUCAUGAGAAACCCCUUUGCAUAACUAGACUUAACAGACAGACUGAUCAGCUACCAACCAGGUAUUAGUCAGCAACCAACCAGACCACUGGAACUCAGAGUAAUCAGCUUGAAUCAACUCUCUUUACUGAAUAAUUUUCAAGUUGAGAAUAUACAAGUAAACUCAUAUUGUCAUUAAUUUAAUAAUAUAUACACUACAGGCCAAAAGUUUCGAAGCAAGGCCAUUACAGGCCGAACAGUUGGGAGUAACUUCAAUUUUUUUUUCACAAUGCUUUUUUUUUAAAUCCAGCAUGAGUUUUAUGUAUUUUGGGAUGUGUUUACUCCAUGAUCAGAUGUUGCUUUUUAUGGAAAUGCACCAUUUUACUCCAUUUACCUUUAGAUAUACAUUGAUGUUAACAGACUAUUGCUAAAUAUAUGUCAGCAAAAGAUAAUAAGGCCUUAGUUUUAGAGUUGAAAACAUUUGCAAGAGUCACAACUUCAGUGCAAAAGCAAAAAAAUAAAAAAUAAAAAUAACAGUUGGAUUAUUCACUUCAAUUUUUUGGCUUUUGAGAGUCUGUAUACCAAAAUCCUAAUAAAUCUCAACUGCGUUCGAACUACCGCAAAAAUGGCUAGAAAGAAGCAACUGAGUAAAGAAACAAAAGUACAGAUUUGUACAUUAAGGAAAGAAGGAUACACAGAAAGAGAAAUUGCAAAACUCCUAAAGGUGUUUAACAAAGGAGUCCACUACACUCUGAAGUGACAAGAGGAACCUGGAAGUUAUGAUGAUAGAAAAAGACCUGGACGAAAGAGAGUUACUACAAAAGCAGAGGAUAAACAUAGCAUUGUCACCAGUAAGAGAGAUCGGCGAAAGACAGCACCACAAAUAAGGGAGGAAAUCAACAUGACAAGGUCGAAACCCAUAACACUGACAACCGUGAAAUGAUGUUUGAGAAAGGCUGGUCUGAAGGGUUGUGUAUCUGCAAAAAAAAACCACUACUUCAUCCACAGAACAAGAAAGAGAGAUAUGAGUGGGCAAAAGCUCACAAAAAUUGGACUUAUGAUGACUAGAAACAAGUUUGCACUGUUUGGUUCAAAACGCAGAGUCUAUGUCUGUAGACAAACUGGUGAACGUUUCAAAGCACCAUGUGUUACACCCACAAUUCAGUAUGGAGGUGGUAGUUCCAUGGUAUGGGGAUGUUUUGCAGGUGAUGGAGUAGGAGAUUUGUUUGACGUAAAGGGUAUCAUGAAGAAGGAACAGUAUCACUCCAUCUUCCAGCACCAUGCUGUUCCAUCUGGACUCAGACUUGUGGCUCACAAGUUUGUUUUUCAGCAAGACAAUGACCCUGAUCACUCUGCCAAGCUCUGUCAGGGUUACCUAGACAAAAAAGAAGAGGAAGGUGUUCUUCAAAAGAUGGUUUGGCCCCCUCAGUCUCCACACCUUUCUCCAAUUGAGCUUGUGCAGGAUGAAUUUGAUCUAUCGGUCAGAAAAAUGCAUCCCACAAAUCAUCAGUCUCUUUUUAAUGAACUUAAGAAAGCUUGGAAUGCAAUCCCUUGAACAUACCUUAAAAAACUUGUGGAACGAAUGCCUGGUAUAUGCCAAGCUGUUGUUAAAGCCAGAGGAGGUUACUUUAAAGAAAGCAAAGUCUAAGCAACAAUAACUCAAAUACCUAAUAAUUAUAGUCAAAAUGUCUUCUGAUAAGUUACUCUUCACACAAUAGCCAUGUUUAUUGUGUUGCAAAUUAUAUAUAUGAAACUAUAGUCUUUUUUUGUACAAAUCUGAUCUUGCUUCCAAACUUGUGGCCUGUAGUGUAUGUCCACAUAAAGCAAAGCAUUUAUUUGGUGUUGUAUUACACUGUUGUCACAAUGGCUCAUAUUAUAGGUCUUCUUUUCUAAAUGUUAGAUUAGUACAGCAGAGAUACUUAUGAAUCUUAGAAGUGGUGGGAUGUAAGGAAAGGGGCCUACACAAUAGACACCCAGUCAAAUUACAAUGGCUGCGUAUUUGCUUGUUAAAGUUGAACAUUCAAUGUAAUGCCUAUUGCUAUAUAGAGUGUCAGUCUAGUUUUUCAAAGACCACACAAAGCUACAAACUUCAGAUCAAAUCAAAAACUGGAUACUAGUUAAACAAUGGCAGCAUCUCAAUUUUUCUCCAGACAUUUUGUUAGAAACCCCAAAAUUGACUAAUUUGUCAAAUGAAUCAAGCUCUCUAUUAAACUGCAUAAUGCACACACACCCACACAUGUGUAACACUAUAGCAAAAUUCACAGUGAAUGAAGUACUGAAUGUUGUCCUCCUUUGCUUUGUGUCCAGGAACUUACGUUGGUAAAGUUAAUGCCACCGAUGCAGAUAAGGCAAAUUGUUCCAACUCAAAGAUCGCCUUCACCAUUGUGAAACAGGAGCCCUGGAAUGGCACUGACUAUUUCUACAUAGACAGAGACACCGGGAACAUCUAUGUCAAUGAAAAAACCUUGGACAGAGAGGUUUGAGAGAAAACUCGAGGGGACACCUUUUGCUUCGAUUCAAAUUAAAUAUACUGUAGAGGGUACCAAAGCAUUUGAAUAUUGAUGUAACUAUUAAACACUCCUAAAUUAUGAAUAUUCUUCUGUCUCUCCUUUGUCCACAGACACAAAGCACAUACAUACUCACAGUUACUGGAAGUGAUAUGGAUGGAGCUCCUGGAGGCCACACGGGCACCGGUACCAUCGAUAUCAAAGUUGUGGACAUCAAUGAUAACGAACCAAUGCUGGAGAAAGAUGAGGUUUCAAUGCUGAGUUUCUAAAGGCUUGUUAAGAAAUGAAAUAGACAGGCCUUGUUAGAGCCUGAUAUGUAGCAAUGACCCCAAAUGUAAUGUUGUAAAAAUAAUAAUAAUAAUAAUUACACAAAAUGUGAUAAUUGGUCAAUAAUUUAACAAAAAUAUUGAGCCCAAAAUGUAAUAAAAAAUGAAUGAAGCAAAAAAUGACAAUGUGACAAAAACUUAAUUAUAUUACAUGUAAUAUAUACAUUUCAAUCAGGAGAGACCUUUGAAGAUCAGAAAUUUUAUUUGACAAUUUUUAGAAUGAUGCUUGACAGAAAAUCUUUGGCAUUUGGACUCAAUGGGGUGAUUUGUGAGAUCGUAGGAUGCUUGAUCUGUGCGGCAGCAGGAAAAUCCCCCCUAGAAGAUAAAGUCUCAGGCCAUGGCUAAAAGAACACUCCCCAAAAGUGCUUACUUACAGGGAUAGUUUUGGAACACCAUAAAAUGAACAAGGAUAGUCACUUGCUUGAAUGAAUGAAUGGGCUAGAAUGAAAUUCGCCCUCACCUCUAACAGGUACUAGGCCAACAAUGUUGAAUUACUAAAAAAAAAAAAAAACAUUAACACAUUUAAACCACCUAAAUAGCACAUAGAUACUUACCUAGAGCUUUUGAGGAUGAUGUGAGAUUGUGAUGAUGCAUAGCUCAGCGGCUAUAAGGAGUGCUGCAUUUGAGAUGAUGCAUAGCUCAGCAGCUAUUGGUAGAGCUGCAUUUGCGAUCAUGAUUGAGCUGGUGGCUAUGAGGAGAGCUGCGUUUGCGAUAAUGCAUAGCUCAGUAGCUAUGAGGAGUGCUGCAUUUGUGAUGAUGCAUAGCUCAGUGGCUAUGAGGAGUACUGCGUUUGCAAUAAUGCAUACCUCAGUGGCUAUGAGGUGAGCUGUGUUUGUGAUGAUGCAUAGCUCGGCGGCUAUGAGAAGUGCUGCGUUUGUGAUGAUUUUUGUUCUUAGACGGUGAGAUGUUUGCGCUGAAUGGGACGUAAGGCCUACCUAGAGAAGGAGCCUACAGCACAGAGGCCAGGGUGUGUAGGGGCAUGGCAGGGGUGAUUGAGGAGGUGGUAGAUUCAUGCAGGGUGGAAGUUGAGGCUUGAGUUUGGUUCCCAAGUUGAUAGGCUGGUGUUGCUGCUGAGGAAGCUGUGAUGUUCUCCAGGAAUUGCAAGCGGUUUUUGAGUUGUUGAACGGAAUUCACCAGAGCCUGAAGAGUGGUAGCAACUGUAUUUUCGGGUUGAAGAGAGGGAUCAGUGUGACCAUUCGUUGACGUGCUGGCAGGAACAUACUUGCGUUUGGCAGGUGGAUCAGAGUGGUUGACUUUACUGGUGCGUUGAACCUAAAAUAAUUACAUUUUGGGUUUUAUUACAUUCUUUAAUAACAUUUCAGGUCAUUGUUACAUAUGUUUUUAAAGAAAGAGACUACAGAUGUCUUUCAGGGAAAAUACAUUAAACUGAGUCUGGAAAUUAAAAUGUCGCCACUGGCCCUGCAGGACCAACGUAGUCAAGUGACAGCGUACACAACAAGUAGACAUUAGAAACAAUGACUCUCAACCUGAAACCUCAUAAAAAUGGAUGUUUUGUUUUUCUGUAGUAUUCAGGCAGUAUUGUGGAGAACACAGCUAAAGUGGAAGUCAUGAGGUUCAAAGCACUGGAUGCAGAUGAGGUGAAAACUGACAAUUGGCUGGCAGUUUUUGAUAUCAUCUCUGGAAAUGAAGAUGGGACGUUCAGCAUAGAGACUGAUCCCAAAACUAAUGAAGGUGUGCUGUUGCUGGAAAAGGUAGGUCUUUUUCUAUGGUUGAUGUAAAUCUGACUGUAGUUAUGUCCUUUAUCAUGUCAUUGUGUUUAAUCAUGAGCCUCGGUUUUCUAUAUCACCUGGGUCUUCAAUUUUUAUUCUGAGGAAAAUUUGGCAAUACUAAGUUGUAUAAGACUCACAAAAGUAAAGCUUCUUGUGUAAGUUUACAGUCACAUAGUGGCUUUGUGGCAGUGGCGAUUGCUCUAAGACUGCAAGGGAAGCUCAGCUUCCCUUAAAAUGUCACCCCCCCAAAAAAAGAAAAAGUGGUGAAAUACGUACUGCUGUGUGUACAUUUCGUUAACUAAAUAUGCGCUAGAAAGCCUUCAUCUUUUGUUCAGAAUCAGCUUCUUAUCACACUGUGAUAAGAAGCUGAUUCUGCACAACUUCGUUCUCAUUCAUCCUCGCAGUGCCUCAGCGCUUUAAACAGCCAGACGCUCGGCUUCUGCUGACUUCCAUGUGGAAGCUCAAAGUGGGUUGUUCCAGCAGCGAAACUAGACGCUCAUUGGAUAAAUGCUGGGCUUUGUCCCGCCCAUCGGUCGCUGAGCUUCUCUGGAGUUCUAUGGCGAGAGCGUGGUCCCGACUUUCUCCCGGACUCCGAGCUUCUGCAUCCAUGAUUGGAUGAGCUGCCUGAGGCGAAAUCCUUUUUUGAUUGACAGCUAAACAAGCGAAUCAGCGAUCUUGAAGAAUAACACAUCUACCAGAGCAUUUUCCAAGUUAUUCAUUCCGUUGUUCUUAACUGCUCCAGAGACUUUACCGAUCCUCAGCGACUUUUGUCUUUGUUAAAAAUGACUGCCGUUGUGUUUGGCGACUCUGUUCUGUUACAUACAAAUAAACAAACACAAUUAUGAUGUAGGCCAGAAAAAUGAGCUUCCCCUCCUUGAAAGACCAGCAGCCGCCACUGCUUUGUGGCUACAUCACUUUAAUGUUUUUUCCACCUCAAUAAUGUGGAGUAUGACUUGCGCCGUAAGAAUAAUUAAAUUCCAAAAGUUUUGAAAUGUCUUCACACUGACUGGCAGUAGUUCAGGCUGGAAGGACUAGGGCUGAGGAUUGGAGGGUUGCUGGUUCAAAUCCCAGACAGACCAUUUCUGGACUUUGGCCUGGUAGUGGGACAGGUGCUAAGUUACUUCCUGUGUGCUGCCGAAAGGCCAUUUAACAACCCCCCUUGCUCUCUGCAGUACCUAUCUGCAGCAAGGCCAUCAUUCUGACUUUUCUCUCCUUCGGUUAGCAUAUAUCCAUGGGGAUCCUGUUUGUGCAUGUAUUUCAGCCUGUUUGUGUAGUAUCCACAACAAUAGGGAGUAAACUGUUCAUUUACCUUCAGAGGUCAAUUAAGUGACUUAACUAACUUAAGGGAGCUGAACUGACAGGGCUCAAUUUUCUCUUCCUCCAGCCUGUCGAUUUCGAAGCAAAUCCAGAUAUCAAGCUGGGAGUGGUGGUUUCCAACGUUGCACCGUCUUUAGGAGAUGGAGAAGUAGAGGGGGAUGGAGGAGGAGAUGGAAGUGGAGAUAAAGGUGGGGGUGGGGGUGGUGGGGGUGGGGAUGGAGAUGGGGAUGGCGGUGGAGAUGGAGAUGGAGAUGGAGGUGGGGAUGCAGAUGGGAAUGGGAAUGGAGGUGGAGGUGGAGAUGGAGAUGGAGAUGGAGAUGGAGAUGGAGAUGGAGAUGGGGAUGGAGGUGGGGAUGGAGAUGGGGAUGGAGGUGGGGAUGGGGAUGGAGAUGGUGGAGGAGAUGCUGAUGUUGAAGCAGGGGCAGGAGCAGUUGCUAUCAUCACAGCAGGAGCUGGAGCGAAUGUAAAUGUUGGAGUGAAUGCUGGAGCUCAAGGCCCAGCUAAAAAGACCAAGAAAAAGAAGAAAAAGAAGAAGCAAAGAAAAAAACCCAAAGUGUACCCAGUGAACAUCGCAGUGCAGAACGAGCCUGAGGGAGUCGCCUUUGUGCCCCUUGUAAAGCCUGUCACUGUUUCAGAGGACCCGGAGGAAAGUCCAUUGAUGGAGGUGAUUUCUGUCUUCACAGCCACCGACACUGACACUGGAAAACCUGCAAAAAAUGUUCGGUGAGUUAGAGACACACUUAACUUUUGGUUAAAGGACUUAAAGAAAAGCAGACUUUCCCCUUUUAAUUUUUUAAAAUCAACUACUAUGAAUUUUGAUUGGCUACACUAGAAACUUUGAACCAAGCAAAGUUAUUUAAAGCCGGUAUAUAACAGUGACAUCUCUCUUUUUGCAACACCACAGAAAAAUUAAAUGUUACACAAAUCUGAAAUUGUGUUUGUAAAAUCUCUUUAGUUUUCAGGAUAAUCUGGUCCAGAACUGAUUGAUUUAACAAUUGCAGUCCUGGUUGUGGACCAGGAACUUUUCUUAAGGUCCUGGUUGUGGACCUGGUCCAAGUUGACCUAGAGGCGCAAAAGACAGUGAAACAGUUUUUUGUUUUUCAUGAAUAAAAUAAACGUUUUCCGAAUCUGAAACUGUGUUUUAAAAAGACCACAGAGCCGUUGGCACAAUUUAGUCGAGAUUUGGCAAGUCCAGUUACAGUCGCUCUGGAUGAAGACCUCAUAUCAUUUGAUCAAGAGGUUCAAAUGAAAAAGUAAAAUUCAAGGUGUUACGAAUCUGAUGCUGCGUUUUAAAAAGUUAGUUACUUCUUUGGUGAAGCGGUUUUGACAAGGACCAGGUUUUCUGGUUUGAAAUCAAAAGCUACAAAUCAUACACCAACUUGAGCAGAGCUUUAUAAGAACCACUGUGAUCCAUACAGAGGCUGUGUCCCAUUUCAGAGACCGCAACGUCGAACGACGCAUUUGAAGCGUGCAUGAUGCGGUGCGAACGGUGUCCCAUUUGGCAUGAAAUGCUAAGAAAUGCUAAGCGCGCUUAGCAUUUUUCAAGCGUGGAUUUAUGCACGCUUUUGUUCCGUUGGUAUCCCAGAAUUCUUUGCGUGCCGCUGCACAGCUGCGGGUGAGAGGCUGGACUCGCUUGGAGACGCAGCGCGUCUUUAAAGAAAAUAAAAGAAAUUCAAAAACAGCAGACAAUUGUCUUGGAAAAUCCAGCAUAAACUUAGUAAAACAAUGCACAGGAGACAGGAUGAUAUCUGAAGAACAGCCUGGGCGUCUUUUAUUGUAUAGAUGUAGAAAUCAGUACAGAUGACAAACAGAGUCUCGACCAAGACCGAAGGAAGCCUCCCUAGCUUUUCUUCUACUCCCUUUUAUGCUGUUAGGUGUGUGUGUGUGUGUGUGUGUGUGUGUGUGUGUGUGUGUGUGUGUGUGUGUGUGUGUGUGUGUGUGUGUGUGUGUUCUGUCACCAUGGGUAUGUCAUAUCAAUUCUCCAGAGGGCUACCCAUGAUGACAUGUCAUACUGUUCUGACCCUCAACACUUUGUUUAGGCUCGUCUUAACUCUCACAGAGAUUAAAUGUUCCAACAGACAGAUAGUUCGGGCUCCUGCAAGACAGCCUUGCUUGCAACCUCAGGCUGCAUGAGCAGGCCAACCUAGAUUAUUUGUAGCUCCUUACUAAAAGAUAAUUACUCUAUAUUUCUUAACCUAAAUGUAUGAAGAGAUUCUCCAACACAGUCCCCCCUUUGAAAGUUCUUACGUUCAUAAAACCCUGAUCAUCAUAUCAAACACUUCCUUAAGUGAUUAAAAUAAAACAUGUUCACUAAAUUCAAAAUGCAAUGUGUGUGAUUUGCUGCAUCUAAGACUUAAUAAUAUAUGGCAUGAAACAAAAAUCAAAAUGCAUUAACCAGUCAUAUGAAUUAUGCAACCUUAUCAAAUCGUGAUAUAAUUCCCCCAAUUAUGCAUGUUAUAAAAUUGUGAUAUCAAUUCUCAAGAAAUGUAAUAAUCAAUGUUCAUUGGGUUGAAUAAUAUCUCACUUUGAUGUUCAAUUUCUUCACCAUCAUACCAUAGCUAGGAUCAUUUUAAAUUAUAUCAGCGCGUAAGACUGAAAACCCUGCCGGGCUGUUUCAACAGGGAAAGAAUCUUACAGCCCCACGCCCUGGCGACCAUCCAUUUCCUGGAUGCGCUGACAUAAUUUCAUUUGCAUAGAAAAAGUGUCAACUUCUGGUAAUACCAUUAAUUUCAUUGUAGCAACUUGCGACAAACCCCUUGAUUAGGAUGUGAUUAACUCCAUGGUCAAUGUGUGAUUAAUGUAGUCCUUUAACUCUGCGAAUGAAACAUGUUCAGUUCAAUAUCUCAGCUCAUUGGAUAUGUUGUUUGCAUUGUUCAAAGUCCAUUGCUCAUCUUCGUCUCCUUCAGUCCAGGAACCCUUCAGGUCCCUCAGUCCCUCCUUUAUACAUCACACACUGUGCCAGCUGUUUUGGUGGCAUUUCCUGUAGUUCAUGGGCCAGUGUUAGGUCCACCAUAAGUCCCAUCUCCUCCGUCAGCUUCCAACAUUGUCUCCAAAAGAUGUGUACGUUGCAACAUGUGAGAAAGGAAAUCAGAAUUAGAGCUAUCACAGCACUCGUGGCUGGGCCAACCUUGAUUCAUCUAACAUUUGGACCAACCAGUCCAUCAACAGGCCCCCCUUACCAGCAUUCUCCCGCAUUUCCACUUUUAGCUUUUCUAUACCCUCCAUAGCUUUAGAAAAACCUCCCCCAGGGGCUUGUUUUGUUAGAAAUGUAUCUUCAACAGUACUUUCUAAACCUCGAACACACUCUUUUCUCUUCAAAUACCCAAUUUAAUGCUUGUCUGUAUUGUCAUGGUAGUGGACUUGUUACAUGUAAAUAUCCUUUAAUCUAAACAUUUUAGCUGAAUAAUUAACAAAUCAAAUCAAACAAUAAUUUCUGUCACAUAAUCGCUUAACUUUAGGUUUAGAAAAAAAACUGUUCUUCUCUUAUAUGUAAAAAUCUGGCAAAAAUCUCUUCCCCAUUUACCACCUCCAGUUGUUAUUUUAUUUUCACACACGACUUUUAAACAUUAAUUUUACUUCCUAUGUGAUAAAUUCAUCUGGAACCUUUCCUUCAAUAUAUCAGAUCUAGUAAUGUGUAGGGCUCUCUUUCCUCUUUUUCUUAUGCACUUGUUUCUGAUUAUCUGUAAAAAAAAAUCUUUUUAAUUUUAUUUAUCUAUUUUCCUUAACCUAAUUGUAAAUCUGUAAUAAACUGUGAAUGUUGGCAUGGGUUCUAGCACUGUCUGGAGUGGUGUGGAUUGUGUUUGGGUUGCAUCAUACUCACCCGUGAUGAAAAUGUCUCCGACGUCUUCUUCUUCUCACAGCUGUACUGGCACCAGUUUGACCUUCACCUUUCUUCGUUGUCUCCAGUCUCUCUCUCAGUCUCUCUCCACACAUUGUACCUCAGCAGCAACACCAGGAAAACAGUUACUUUCAGGACGAUUUUGGGAGUGUCUCUUAUCAAGUCAUACUUCCUUGUUUUUCUGGGCAGUCGGUGGUAGAUGAUGCCACAUCAUAUUGCCCUCUUCUUGCACUGAAGUGUCACCAGGACCACAGUGUUCAGGUCUUCUCCUCGUUCUUUGUGCCACUCUCCUCAAAGGACAUAGAUGUACACCUGGUUGUCUGGCUCGACUGGCCUCCACCUCUUGACUUGUUAUCAGAUUUAGGCAUUCCUCCUGCUAAUCGAUAGAUCUUUGCAUCGUAGUUAGCUGCCUUCAUUUAUUUUAUUUGCAGCUGCCGUACCAGGCAGUGAUGCUCGCAGAAAGCACAGACCCCACUGUGGCGGUGUAGAUAGUUUGCCAAUGUGAAUUUACAAAUGUGCUAAAAAACAAAUUCCAUUUACAUGCAUUUGUUUUAAGAUUAAUAUGACUAAAUCUUUUUGGUUUACGAACUUUCACCGCAUAAGCAGCGGUGGAUAAUGGAGCGUUUUUUUUUUUUAACACAUGCACGAGUGUCACACGUGCAUGUUUUUUUUUUAUUCUCACCUGUCGCCGCCAUGCUCUGAUGGUGCAAAGCCACUUUUUUCUUUGCCUCCACCUUUAGAUCAGACCACUUCUUCUUGAUUUCGGCACAGUUUUGUUUUCGUCUACGUCAUCUUCAACGAAAACAAAACUCCACGUGUUUGCGCGCGCGUGCGUGUGUGUCUGUGUGUUGGAGGAGCACAACAGGCUGAUGACAGCUGUCAGAGCGGACAGAAGCUGCUCCUAUAUGUUUAGCGUUUAACUGACUGAGUUUUGCAACUCUGUUCGUCAUUUUCGUCUCGUCCCAUCAACGUAAACGCACUUUCGUCUCGUCACAUUUUAGUCAUCUCCGACUUAUGUUUAGCUCGUCAACGUUACGUCUUCGUCGUGGAAGAAAAGGGAAAUAUUUCCGUCAACAAAAACAACCAGUGUUGUUCUCGUUGAUGAAAAUAUUUCUUUUUGACGCUGGUGUUGACGAAAAUAUUUGACGAAAUAUGACGAAAACAACACUGUUUCGGCAACGCUGCGCUCAGUGCCAGCCGCAAUUGCCACCACGGCAACGGCGUUUUUAUCGGUGAUGCCACUCGAAUGGCCGCCGAAUAAGGUCUCCCGUCUCGCCGCCACCUCAUUUACAAGAACCUCCACCUCGAUCUCUGAAAAGUUUCUUUUUCCACGACUUGCUGAUGCCAUGGUUAAGCGUGAAAUGCCGUGGAUCCACCAGGCUUAUCUACAUGCAAAUCACAUUCAUGAGGUAAUUUGCAUGACCAUACAUGGUGAAUUUUGGGUGUGGAGAGGGCGGGGAAGAAUCAAAUCCCUGCUGAGCAACUUUCCAGCUGGUCUGUGAUUUAUAAAGGGAAAGUGCGUGCAGGUGUGCGUAGGCAGGGUUUUAUAAAUCAGAUUUUUUUUUUGCCUACGCACUUUUCAGCUUUUCAACUUACGUACACUUUUAGUAUGGAUCCUACGCCAGGUUUUAUAAAUGAGGCCCCUGAUAUUUACUUCAGAGAUUAACUUUCUUCCCCAAAAUGAUGUACCAAAUCAUGCAAUAAUAUUUCACAAAAGUUUUGACUCCAAGAUCUUUUGAUGGUGUUGCUUCUAUCCAUCGACUGAACCCGUCAUCAUUACAAACAUGAAACAUUUUCCUUGGCAGUUUUAAUCAUGUCCACAUUGUCUAUGAAUAGAUGUCUAAAAGCGUCCCUCUGGAACUGGAAAAGUGUCCCACUAAUGUUUUAUUGGUCUCUUCAAUUCAUCUGAAAACACAUAUCACAAUGACCCAAAAGUUUAUCAACUAUUGUCAGCAUAUUCUAAAAAUCUCAUGUUUUAAUUGUCUCAUUAUCUCCCCCCUUGCACAGUGUGAAUCACUGUGAAAGUCAGAUCCUGAGUUGGUUUGUUAAUACUACUGGUACCAAAAUAGUUAUUUAACUUUAAAACAUUUUCUGUGCCCUUAUUGGCCUUUGACAGCUUCCCAAUACUUUUACAUUAGGUGGCACAUCUGUGAGGAGUGUAUGUGGAUUCAGCACAGCCAUAUUUGGAUUUAUCAGUAUUAAACUAACAGAAUAGAAAUGUUACACCCUAGAUCUCAAUUAGCACUGCGGUUUUUAGCAGGCCCCUCAGUUAAACUCUGCUUCCCUCCUCAGCUGCUUGCUUUAGUGGAUAUUUUACUCAAUAUGACAGUCAAACAUUAGCCUUAGGUCCAGUUAUACUGGACUCAAGGACACACCAUAAUGUUUUCAUCCAACCUCUCCUCAGUACAUCUUACUAUAUAAUGGGUCAAAAACAUCUUUCAAUAACACCUGGACAUUUGGGAUUUAAACCUUAAUAUAUAUUUUAAUUAUAGCAGUUUGACCUAGCUAAUAUAUCUUUGCAUAUUUGGUCAAGAUAUUUACUUAAAAACUAUAAACCAUAACUGUCUAUGUACACACCUUGUGGUGAGCACCAAAUUUGAAUGUUACCCCUACAUAGGGCUUUUUGGUCAUCCCUGGUCUGGGCAGUUGUCAAAAAUGUCCGGUAUGAUCACAUCCCCAGCAGGCCUUUAGAUGUCACACGUCCAUCAGAAUUCCACUCUCUCCCCCUGCCGGGAUAUAUCAUCUCUAUGGAGCGGGGUUCUGUCUGAGGAUAAACAUUCACAACAGGUGAUUAAACAGGUUGCUGUAGCUGUAGCAGGUUUAACUGCAGUUAGCAUCUGCAUGGUCUGCAUCGCUGGGUCUCUUUUGCAGUGUCCCCCUUAGAGGUGGCCACCAUUGCAGCCUGAGACUGUACUUUGUUUCUGCUUCGCAGGUCUCCCAGCUGUAGCUGUAUCAACUUCCGCUGAAUGUUCUUUUCCUGUUCUUUCAGUCUCCACUCUUCAUUUGGCAGCACCCUCCACAUCACAUCACAAUAUGCAUUGAACUCACUCCCAUCUAUCAUGGGAUUCGUCAUCCAACUUUGUUUUGACUUGUGCAGAAACUCCUCCAUCGUCUUGGUUCCCAGCAGUUGAGCCAAGAGUGCUUUCAUGUCUGGUGUAGUCAACAUUUUCCCUACAGUUCAUCCUCAAAAACCGAUAUCCAUCUCCCUGCCCCCUGUUCAGUUUGUAGUAGUCUGGCAAUCAGCCCAGCAAGGUUUGUGGUUUUCGACGGCACAUAGCUAGCCUGUGUGCCCUUUUUUAAGAUUGAAAACAUACUAUCAGUGCAUCUUCGGGUGAACAUGAUCUAGGCCAGGGGUGUCAAACUCAACCACAGCAAGGGCCAUAAUCUGGAUUUAGGUCUAAUCUCAGGGCCAAAGAGGGUCAACAUUUCACCAAAACUGUCAAUUUCCUUUUCAAAGCCUAUGGGACAAAAAUAGCAAUGAUUAUAGAUCAUUUGGAAAUUCAAAAAGAGAUUAAAAAAAAAACAUAUACAGUAUAUAUAAAUACAUAUAUAUAUAUAUAUAUAUAUAAUAAAAAAUAAUAAGUUUGAAGGCAACCUGAGAUGGGAAAAAUGUUUAGUUUUUUAUUCUAUUCUUAUUUAUUAGUUCAAAAGAUCAGAGCAUGAUAUUAAAAACAGGAAAAUAAUGCAUUUAAAGAGCAAAUACACAAGAAAAACAUUGAAAUCAGGUUCAAAAGGUCAAAAUAUGACUUAAAAUUUAGAAUUGGAAUCUAAAGUAGAAAAAUGACACAAGUCUAAAUACUGAGUUGAACAAAAUCAAAGCAUGAAAUAAAAAUCCAAUCAUGUUUGACUUGUAAUCUUGAGAUGCAAAAUUGAAAACAUAAUAAAACACCAAAUAUGUAUUUUCCACAUUCUUGACCACUUAUCAAAUCUUCCUUACUCUUUAAUUUCCCAGAUUUUCCUGGCUUAUUAAGGACAUUUUAAAUAAAGGUGCUAAAGUUUACAUUAUUAUACUGGAAGAAAUCUGCAGACUUCAUACUGGUGGGCCAAUAAUAAUACAAAUAUGAUAUGAUCUUAUGGGCCAGAUAUAAUUGUUCCAUGGACCAGAUUUGGCCUUGAGCCCGACACCUGUGAUCUAGGCCUUUAUCUAAGAUCAUAUUUUGUGCAGGGUCACAUGAUAUUUGCGGGCCCUGCUUCUUACCUAAGCUGGGAAGUAUUUGUGCUACUACUACUUGUACUAUUGGGUGACAGAGUUCACAUGGCAAGUCUAUGUUAUUGUUACCCAGAUUAAAACAAUUUGACUGUUCAGCAUUAUAAGCAUUAUCAUUCACAUAACAAUUACUUAUGAUCAUUACUUCAGGGAAUCGGGCAAAGGUUUGUUGUGGGCUUUUCCUCCCUCAGCAAACUCAAAAUCACAUAUUAUAUUAACUUUCCCCAACAUAGAAGGAUAAUUUCCUGUUUUCUGAUACUGGAUUUGGCUACAGAAUCUCUCUCUAUUUUACCUAUUUUCCAUGUUUGUGACUUUCUUUUCUCCACCUUCUCCUUAUUGCUUUCUAGCUCUGCAAACCCAAUCUUUAAUUUAUUCAUAAAAUAGUGUUGGCCUUCACUUUUGAACAUUUCCAGUACUUUUAGUUCCAAAUCUCUUGUUUUUGCGUGUUUUACUUUCAACUUUGUGUUUAUGGUCUUAAAUUUGCUGCUCCAAAUCCUCACACACAGUCACAUCAGAUGUGCCUCCCUAGAUCAUAAAAAUUCUAACCCCUUGACUCAAUGUCCCCAUUUCUUUGUAAGUUUUUGGAUAUCAUUUAAGUGUUCAGGAUAUUUACACCCUGCCAAUGCAAUUGAAGUUAUACUAAUCUUCCCUUUCUGGUCAUGGUGUUUGUAGAAUUUAUUAUUUCUAUUGAAUUACUUUGUUCUAAAAACUUAGAUCAGCAGUGUUCCUGUAAACCUAUUUGUUUUAUUUCUUGUUAUGUUUUUAUUUUUGGAAAGAAAACAAUUAUUACUAUCAUUAUUAUUGAUUUUAAUUCUUCAUUUCGUGUUAAUAUAUUCACACCCUUCUCAGUCCUUUUUCACAACUUUAACAACUUUCAGUUACCCUUUUCACACUUCAACACUUUCAGUUACCCUUUGUCUGAUCUCUAAUCCAGAACACAUAGUCACCCAUUGCCACAGAUAAAAGGGAAAAAAGAAUAAAACAGACCUGACACAAAGUUAGGAUCUUUCUCUGUAUGUCGCACCAUUUUUCCCAGCCUUGCCUUGCUUCAAACUAUGUCACAAUCAAAGCCAGAAUGCUCGCACUGUCAGUCUUUUACACAUUCACUACUCAAACAGCACACUGCCACACCCUACUUCAAUCUUAACUUGCGUCACCAUUCAACACUUCAACACUUCUUCAAAUUAACACACACAUUAAAACUUGAUCCCCAGCGGUUUUGUAAGAUUCUCAAAAAAUACACAGUAUAAAGCUUUUGCAUUAACUGAAGUCUCACAGCAAUAGUCAUUAUUGGUAUUAACAGUUUCAAUAAUAUAAAAAAAAACACAGUAUUUUGGCAGAAACAGCAGAUGUAUAGAAGCAACCCUUAGAUUUGAAGUUUUAGAAGUUUUGCACUCAUGGUACCUCAUUUCUUUUUCCCCUUUUUGUAUCUUUUAUACUUUCACAAACAUUAUUUCAGCAGCUUUAACACAGAAAAUUUGUUAAGGAGCAUAAGACAUGUGUUAACAACAAAAACCAUCAUAAUAUUCAAGCAUAAGCUAAAACCUUCAUAUCAGGAGUGUUCAUCAUGAUACUAGGAAGAGAACCUCUUUCCCAGGAGUAUUUAACCUUCUAUGUCUCAACUGAUAACAUGUCUGCAGUGAGCACAGUAUUCACAUAAACAACUAUGAAAUAAACACGUGAGAAAAACACAGCAAUCUUUGAAUAACAUAAAUUAAAGUUGUUAACUUAAAUUUAACUUUAAAUUAAAGUUUUUAAUUUAGAAGAAUAAAGUCAUAAAGUAAAUAAAGUCAUAAAGCUGCUUUUGUGGAGGGGGAAAUGGCUGAAGCUGGUCUGCAGAUGACCAGCUUCAGUCAUUUCACUUUAUUCCCCCAAGUUUACAACUUUAAUCUCUAAAUCUUAAAAAAAAAAAAAAAACAACUCUAUGUUGUCCUGAUCCUCUGCUGUAGUUUUGUCAGCUUUCUUAUUUCUAAUGUUUUUGAUUGUUAUAGCAGAGCGGAUCAGUUUGUCUCUAAAUCUAUAAUGUUUGGUUUACAGAUUUUACUGAGUUCAGAGACCAUGCUGUCAUACAGCCUGAGCUGACUGUCUGCUGUUUUUGGAUUUCUUUUAUUUUCUUUGAAGACGCGCUGCGUCUCCAAGCGAGUCCAGCCUCUCACCCGAAAUGCGCAGCUGUGCAGCAGCAUGCAAAGAAUUCUGGGAUACCAACGGCAUGAAAGCGUGCAUAAAUGCACGCUUGAAAAAGGGGCGGGGCAGUGUGGUUUUGAGACCGAAUUUGAAGCAUGCUUAGCAUUUUGUGCCAAAUGGGACACCAUUCGUGCUGCGUGAUGACCUCACGCACGCUUCAAAUGCACCGUUCAACGGUUGCGGUCUCUGAAAUGGGACACAGGAAGGGUACGUAACGGCACAUAACGGCAGUGCGCUCAGCUAAGCGCGCUUAAGCGCGCUUAUCCCGAUGCGGUCUCUGAAAUGAGACACAGCCAGAGUUUGACAGAACUAAUGUGACAAGGCGAGCAGUGGGGGUUAAGACUUGACAACGUCACCUGGGGUCAUGCACCAGUGGCGAUUGCUCUAAGACUGCAAGGGAAGCUCAGCUUCCCUUAAAAUGUCACCCCCCCAAAAAAAGAAAAAGUGGUGAAAUACAUACUGCUGUGUGUACAUUUCGUUAACUAAAUCGUGCUAGAAAGCCUUCAUCUUUUGUUCAGAAUCAGCUUCUUAUCACACUGUGAUAAGAAGCUGAUUCUGCACAACUUCGUUCUCAUUCAUCCUCGCAGUGCCUCAGCGCUUUAAACAGCCGGACGCUCGGCUUCUGCUGACUUCCAUGUGGAAGCUCAAAGUGGGUUGUUCCAGCAGCGAAACUAGACGCUCAUUGGAUAAAUGCUGGGCUUUGUCCCGCCCAUCGGACGCUGAGCUUCUCUGGAGUUCUAUGGCGAGAGGGCGGUCUGUUGUAGAAAGUCCAGCAUAAACAAUGCACAGGAGACAUGAUGAGAUCUGAAGAACAGCCUGGGCGUCUUUAAUAGUACAGAUGUAGAAAUCAGUACAGAUGACAAACAGAGUCUCGACCAAGACCCAAGGAAGCCUCCCUAGCUUUACUUCUACUCUCUUUUAUGCUGUUAGGUGUGUGUGUGUGUGUGUGUGUGUGUGUGUGUGUGUGUGUGUGUGUGUGUGUGUGUGUGUGUGUGUGUGUGUGUGUGUGUGUGUGUGUCUCCAGAAGGCCCCUCAUGAUGACAUGUCUGCCCCACAACACUUUGUUUAGGUUCGCCUUGACCCCGGCAGAGAUUACAUGUUCCAACAGACAGAUAGUUUGGGCUCCUGCAAGACAGCCUUGCUUACAAUCUCAUGGUCGUGGGGCAGCAGGAGCAGGCCAACCUAGAUUAUCUGUAGCUUCUUACUAAAAGAUAAUCACUCUAUAUUUCUUAACCUAAAUGUAUGAAGACAUUCUCCUACACACCCCCCCUUUGAAAGUUCUUACUUUCACAAAAAACCUAAUCAUCAUAUCAAACACUAAACAUCCUUAUGUGAUUAAAGAAACAAAAGUCAGUACCGGCUUUCUCCCGGACUCCGAGCCUCUGCAUCCAUGAUUGGAUGAGCUGUCUGAGGCGAAAUCCUUUUUUGAUUGACAGCUAAACAAGCGACUCAGCGAUCUUGAAGAAUAACACACAUCUACUUGAGCAUUUUCCAAGUUAUUCAUUCCGUUGUUCUUAACUGCUCCAGAGACUUUACCGAUCCUCAGUGACUUUUGUCUUUGUUAAAAACGACUGCCGUUGUGUUUGGCGACUCUGUUCUGUUACAUACAAAUAAACAAACACAAUUAUGAUGUAGGCCAGAAAAAUGAGCUUCCCCUCCUUGAAAGACCAGCAGCCGCCACUGUCAUGCACCCCAGGAUAUGAAUAACAAAAAUCACCAGAGGCGCAGGGUUCAAGUUCAAGUGGAAUUGAGUCCACUGGAUGAGACACUGUGAUUUCAACAAUGAAAACAUUAAAUCCAACCAUCACUAUAAAAAGUAGAUGAAAUGAAAGAUAAAACAGUAGUAUGGGAGCCUGUAAAAGGGAAAAAAUAGGACAGGGCUAGGAUCCAAAAACUGCACAACUCCCAUGAGACAGCUAACCAAAGGUGAAAACUGGAAUCACCACCAGGGGACUGCUGCCACUCUGAGGCCCACAGCACCUGUCAGACAAAAAGGAAACAUACAACUAAAUGCAAUGCAAUCAUGAAAGCCCUCAUACCACGGUAAACAAACACACAAAAAUAGUACACACUAACCCCAAACCCAAAAUGAGAAACAAAAACACAGCUGACACAGCAGCAGAGGAUUGCAACACACGGAGAGCAGGGUCUAAUCAUUGGAUGACAGCAGGAGGAAGCUAAAUACCCCAACUCCACCGGUAAAGGUCACAGGAAGUGCACCACACUCACACAGACACCAGGACACAGCUCAGCUUCCGGUCAUACCACACUUGUUUUAAACCCGACACUACUCCAGGCUGUACAGGCAGGACGCCGGUAGCCACUGCACGCCUCUAGCUCUGUGAAUGAGAAAGAGAUAGAGGGAGAGGGAGAGCAAAGCAAACGAGAUGUUUUUAUAGGUGACCUCACAGUAAUUGCCAGCCACACUGCCUUUAGGGAGUGUAAAUCCCCAUCCGGUCACACAAAGACAUAGCCUAAUUGUGUUGGUAAAGCCAGCAGAAAUGUCAGAGGAUUAGUAGAUUCAUGACUUUCCAGUCACUGAGUGCCAGGCAGUCCUGUUUCAAAUCUGACAGUUGCACUGACAGCAGCCCCUCAUCGCUGAGAGUAAGAGGGAGACAGUUUAAGGUGGACUGCAUUUGUGCUGAUUGACUUAAAGGUAUCAGCUUGUUGGUUAGAGUAAUAGAUCUCUUUUUAUCUGCUGAGCUGACUGAUUCAGCUUUUGACAAGACUUGACAAUAACCUAAAUCUUAAAAAUGUAACAGAUUGUAAAAGUCAUCAGAUUGUAAACAGUCCAAGACCUAAAAUGAACAGAGCUGCGAUUGUUGGCAAUAACAAAGUAGAUGAUGUAAGUGGUUAUGUCAUGCUUUUUGGACAGAUAUGCUAAAGGUCAUGAUCCUGACAACUUGCUGCUGAUCAACCCAGAGACAGCAGAGGUUCGGCUGCUAAAGACUCCCGACAGAGAGUCCCCAUCCUUGGUUAAUGGAACUUACUAUGCUAAAAUACUGGGUAUCACUCAUGGUAAGCUCUGUCUGUCUUAAGAUGUUGUUGCUUUAAAGGGAUAAAGUUUGAUUUUUUUCCUUUUGGUGUUUUAAGCGAUUAAUUUUGUGGAAGGAGAGAAACUUGAAAUCCUGGCAGUAUCCUGUCAGCAGUUCUUUGAAUCCCUGCUAUCAGAAAUGAAAACUUAUUUUGCUUGAGCAUUUUGAAUUUUUCACAACACUGUUCUUAUAACUGGUACCAGAUAGAAUAAAAGUUUUGCUGUUAUAGCACAUUGCUACGAAUAUCAGUGUGCAACUUUUAGAAACUUUCAGCCCAUGCUUCUUGAUUUUUAGUAAUUCAGGCAUCUGGUUUUCUGAUUUUUAUAGACAUGCCUACGAAGAUGGCCACUGGUACAAUAGCAUUGCAGGUGGGAGAUGUAAAUGAUAAUUGCCCCUCGCUGAGCAAUAAUGUGGAUUAUGUCUGCUAUGACACUGAGGCUGUUAGUGUCACGGGGAUAGAUGAAGAUGGAGAUCCAAACUCAUCCCCUUUUACCUUCAGCCUAAUAGAAGAGAAGAGUGACGGGGAGUGGAAAAUUGAACCUCUUAAUGGUAUUGUAUCUCUUUGUAUUUAUUACCAGUAUACGAAUUUGAACAUUAUUUUGGUACUAACUCCUCAGCACAAACCUUAUGACCACUGAAAGGGUCCAUGUAUGAUGCUUGUUGAAGUGUGCCUUGGUUUUAGCAGUUCUGAACAGAGUCAAUCAGAGGCUAGCUCACUCUGAAAAUGAAUACCAUUAGAUCUAAUAGUUUCCAUUCAUAUGUCUCUUUUUUGACUCUUAGCCACCAGUGCAUCCCUUUGGGCUGUGAGACCACUGUGGCCUGGUCACUACAAGGUUGCUGUCAUGAUCCAGGAUAGACAGGGCCUUGCAUGUCCAGAACCCCAGUAUCUUGAACUUCAUGUCUGUGAGUGUGAGAAAGAAGAGACCUGCAGCAAAAUAGAAGGUUUUUUUGGUAUAGCAUCUUUUCUUAAGGAAUCAUCAUCUGCAUUUGGAGGACUGGGAGUGGGAAUGCUGAUCCUGGGGCUUAUGACACUACUUAGUGAGUAUGUCUUGUGUUAGCAUGGCUUAUAAAAUGACAUUAGAAAGGCUUUCACACUCUGUAGGAAUUCAGUUUCAUUGGAAUGAGUAUUUUAAUCCUUUAACUAACCAAGUUUACUCCUUUAAAAGGCAGCAUUCUUUUAUAACCACUUCACAUUUAUUGUAUAGUUUCAAUGACAUAUCUGUAUGCUGUUUAUUUUCCAUCAUGAAGCCAAGAAAAAAGACCCCCCCCCCCCAUAUUUCUGUAAAUAUUUGGUAUACUGAGCCAUUCCUCCAGACUUCUCUUGGAUUUUUGGAGUCAACUCUUGAUUGAACUUUUAUCAGGUUUUGAAAGACUGCAUAACUGCUGCUGUGCUUUUACAGUCUUAGGUCUCCUCAUGACCACCUGCUCAUGUGGAGUAGCAGAAAGCUUCUCUGAGCUUCCCUUCGAUACCAGGGAACACUUGAUUGUCUAUCAUACAGAGGGCAAAGGAGAGGACAAGGUAAGACAUUCUGUAUGAGACAAACCAUAUGUCCAUGGAUGAGCAAGUUUUCAUUCAUGACAACACCUACAACUGAAUUGCCAAUGUUUUUCAACCAGUGCUUGAAAGAGGAUGUUGCUGACAUUACAUAUGUAUUAAAUUCUUUAAAUCUACAACUGCUCAAACUAGGGCUGCAACGAUUAGUCGACGUAAUCGAUUACGUCGACACGACAAAUUCAUCGACACGAAAACGAAGGUGUUAUUGUUGUUAAGAAUCACAUGCCGGCACCUCAUGCUCAUCUAUAACUGCAGUGCACUACAGGAUGUGCUGGGGGCAGUAGCGCUCGCUGUUUACAUCCCGCAAGCAAACACAGAAGAAGAGUGCACACAUUAUGGCAGAACAAACUGAAAAAGACGCUCCAAAACUUCAAAAGUUUGGGAACAUUUACGGAGAACAAACCAAAAAAACACGUUGAGCAAAGCUCAGCUUUCCUACCAUGGCAGCACCACGGCGAUGCAUGAGCACCUGAAAUGCCGACAUGCCGGAAAUAGGUGUUUAUAAAUAAAGAAGAUAGUGAUUAAUCGGACGACUAGUCGAUAGAUUAGUCAACAAAAAAAUAAUCGAGACCAGGCCAUGAAAACAUCCAAACAACAAAUAUACAAACAUACCAGGUAGCAAUCACAGUAUAACAAGAGGAGGACCCGAGAAAAGGAAAAAAAAAUGUGUACAGUGCCGUCAAAACCACAGAUACCAAGUAUACCAGUCACAAGACUAUUCCUGAAGAAUUAGAAUGGGGAGGGGUUGCAAAGCCUUCCACCACCCAUAGGUAAACACAUGUCCAUAUACAUGUUAAAUCACCCAGAGAUCAUGUCAUAAAAAAACAGCACAAAUUGUAACCACCAGGACAUAUUCACGCUAGCAGUCCCACACAGGUAUCAACCAUCAUAGAAAAAAAAAACAUAAAUGACUCAAAUCCUCCCCUAAGUGACAGAAAAGACACCAACCAUACAUAUACAUUUUAAAGAGCAGUACACAAAAAAAACGAGCGACCAGCAAGAACUCUCUGGUGCAUAUUCUGAAUAAGUCUGACUACUGGUCUGACUACCCUCCCAUACCUUGUCCGCAUUCUCUGCAAACCGUCAGGGGAAAGGUUUGGUCCUGCCUCCGAUGCAACAACUGAACCAGCAUCAGAAGGCAGCAAGUCAACAGGAAGAGUAGGGACAGCAGGUCGAGAGUCGGGUAAGUCAACAGGACAGUCAGUAUCAACAACAGGGUCAGAAGGGUCAGACCGGUUCAGUUCUACAGAACCGUUCUCGUUUUGCCUGUCAGGUCCACUCUCCGUAUGACUGGCAGGGUCAAUCUCAUCAGGUGCGUCAGAUCCGGCACAGUCAUUCAUAUCCACAUCAUCCAUAGUUGUCGACUCAUUUCCAUGGGAGACUGGGAGCUGAGAUAUCCAACAGACAGUCCUGUCCUCCGCUCCACAUCCAGGAAGAAGAGUUGAUCCAUCUCGUUCAGCACCCAGCACAGACUCAGACAUAGCCCCAUCAGACUGGUCACUGAAUAUGGACCCAGCAUCCUCAGUGUCAGUAGGGACUGGCGGAAAGUUCACAGGCAUUAUCAGGUUCCGGUGGACCACUUUCUCCUGGUCAGUCACACAGUUCCUGAGUCUGAAGGUGUGAGUGUUAUCCUAUUUUCCCACGACAGUGUACAGGUGUCCCUCCCAGCGAUCAGCCAGCUUUCUCCGCCCUUGUUCUCCCUUGUUCGCCAGCAACACUCUAUCUCCUACCUCCACAGGUGCACCCCUCACUUUGCGGUUGUAUAGCUCAGUCUGCUUUUCUUGUUGUUUCGUGGUUGAAAUCUGAGCAAUACGGAUAGCUUCAGCUAGGUCACGACGAAGACACUGCACAUAGACAUCAUAGUCCACCACUUGCUCAUCUAUGAGCACAGACUGAAACAUCAUGUCCACAGGUAGCCUGGGAACUCUGCCGAACAUCAAGAGGAAGGGUGCAAACCCAGUGGUCUCAUGGACCGUUGCAUUGUAAGAGAAGGUUAGUGAACGCAGGAGUUGGGGCCAUUUUUGCUUGGCUCUGGGUGGAAGGGCUCUGAUCAUGUUUCCCACAGUGCGGUUGAACCUUUUGACUGCUCCAUUGCCCAUGGGGUGGUAAGGUGUCGUAUGAGAUUUUUCAACACUGGCAACUUGGAGCAUUUCUGCAAUCAGACUGCUUUCAAAAUUUGAAACUUUGAAACUUCGACCAGCUGAGACAGCACUGCACUGAGACCAUUGGAGGAGGCAUCAACUGACAGGAGAAACGACUUACUGAAAUCAGGGUGUGCCAGAGUGACGUUAUCUAGUAAGGCUUGUUUAAGCUUACUGAAAGCCUGGCUGCAAGUGGGAGUCCAAUCAGCAGAGGAGAGGUUACGAAACAUAGCGGAUUUCUUUCCCUUGGUACGUCGUGGCCCCUUCAAACCAGACGUCAAUGCAAACAAAGGCCUGCUAAUGCUAGAGUACCCCUCAAAAAACUGUUGAUAAAACCCCACCAUGCCAAGGAAGGAUCGGAUCUUGGUGGGGGAUGGGAUGUCAGUACCCUCCACCAUUAAGUCUUUCUCUUGCAAGUCAAAUUAACAUUAACUUUCUGCGGGUCAGUUGAAAUUCCCUCCUUUGACACGACAUGCCCCAGAAACUUCACUGAAGGCCUCAUGAAGUGACACUUCCUGGGGGCUAGCUUCAGGUUGUGCACCCUUAACCUCCCGAACACCAUCUCCAGUCUCUGCAGCGCCAAUGCUUCAUUGGGGGCAAACACAAGGAUGUCAUCAAGAUAGCACAAGAGGCUCAGGAAGUUUUGGUCACCAAAAAUAACCAUCAUCAUCCUCAUGAAUGUGGCUGGGCUGUUGCAAAGCCCCUGCGGGAGCCGAUUAUAUUCAUACAGCCCGAAUGGAGAGGUGAAUGCAGUGAACUUUUUGUCAUCCUCGUGGACUUCCACAUUAUAAUACCCAGAGGUCAGAUCCAUUGUUGAGAAGAACGUAUCCCCCCCCAAGGCAGCUAGGGCGUCGGCUUGGUGAGGCAGGGGGUGGGCGUCACGAACAGUGCGUGCAUUAAGCCACCUGAAAUCAGUGCACAGCCGCAAGUCGCCGUUCUUUUUCCAGACAAGGACAAGAGGUGACGCAUACUCGCUCAUAGACUUCCUAAUAAUGUCACGCUCUUCCAUCUCAUUUAAAGCUACUCUUAGUUUCUCGUAAUGUGAUGGGGACAGGCGGUGAUAGGGGAGCCUGAAAGGUUUGCUGUCACUCAGUCAGAUGCGGUGGACAAAGUCUUUGGCUUUACCGCAGUCUAGUCUGUGGCGGGAGAAGAUGGACUCAUAUUUUGCUAGCAAGUCGACCAGUUUUGACUUCCAGAAGGGAGACAGGUGAGUCGUGUUAAUGUCAAUGUCCUGCAGACCCAAGUCAGAAAGAGUGGGACAAAAGGGCGGUCGAGCAGUGCAGUCUGAGUCAGCAGUCAAACUCUUCUCACUGUCAGUGUCAGACUUGUCAGCUGUCUUUGUCACGUUACAUUUCACUUCAUCAGAUGAGUCAGUAGCAUACAAAUAGUCAGUGUUAAAGUCUUCCAGCGCCACACAUGGUGAUACAUCAGCAAGCUUGCAGUUGCGUCUCAAAGUCACUGGUCUAGAAGAGGGGUUGAUGACUCUCACUGGGACCCAUCCGUUGCCCCAAAGUGGCGUUACAACACGGCCCACCAUCACUGAACGCGGCACUGUUCGUGACUCACUUGGCUCCACGACCACUGUGCUGCCGGCUGAGAGACACACAUGAGCAGGUAGACGGCCCCAAACCAAGUGUUCUGUUAAGGGCUCGAGGGUUACUGCACGUUUGAGCUUAACAGUACCCACCUUGUCAGGACACUCACCUCCCUUCCAUGUCUCAACAGCAGCCAAGAACUGCAGCAGACUUCUCCCCUCCUCAGGAAGCUGAUCUGAGAGAGACACCUUCUCCUCAAAGUCACCAGAGUGCUUCAGCACCCAAAUGAGGUGUUUUAUGACAUUGCUGCCAAGAAUGAGAUCAUCACUUUGACCCUCCACUAUGAGUGUCGGAACUGAAAAGCAACAGUCAAACACUUUCAUCUUCAGCUCACACACACCAACAGGUCUGGUUGUUAAACCACCGCAUCCAAUGAGCACAACCGAUGUGGGAGAAAUGGAGUCAGGGGAAAUGACAUUGUUCUCUAUCAUGAGGUUGAGCACAUGAGAACUCAGGGAGCAGGCCAUUGAACCACUGUCAAGCAUGGCAUUGAGUGUCAUAGUAUCUUGAAUGAGCACUGUCGUGCGGAAAAGGUUAUCAGUUGCAGACAGUCUUUGUGUAUUUUGAAUGACCACAGUGGAGCCUGCACUUGUCAAGGAGCAGAAUUGUGAGUACACUGAUUCAAGGUCAACAUCAUCAGAAUCUUGUGGGGAAUUGCUCUCCGGCCCUACAUUACUCCCCUGCUCAUGCGGGCCAGCUAGUUUCCCUGCUGGGUGGCACCAUCAGGUUGAGCAGCAGAUGAGUCAGGAGGAGGAGCGACAUGGCAGGAUACAGCUUGAUGGCCUGUAGAAUAACAGCGGAAACACAGACGCUCUCUCCUGCAGUGAGACACAGUGUCAUGAUUGUCAUUCCUACAUACAGCACAGGGGCCCCGAGACUUGUUGCGGCUACCAGUAUCUGAUGACCUUGGAGGUCUGGAAUGUUGGAAAGUCUCUCGCUGCAGUAACCGCUCAAGGAGAGUGAUGACGUGUUCAAGUGACUGCCCUUCAACAUGUGACACUCCACUGGUUGUAACUGGUUGAGGGGCAGGAGCGCCCCCAGCAGACUGAGCAUGGCACUGUACAACACUCACAGGUUGGUCGGGUUGCUGGUUCCUAGCCGGACAUGAAGACUGACGUUGCUGGAGGCGCCUUUUCCUGUGGUGUUCAUCCAACCGCACCUGGACAUCAGCUGCAGUCCACUCCUCUAGCGGUUUGCAGCUGAAGACUAGAGACAACUCAGUGUCAGGACAGUGAGUGAUAAACAUGACUGUCACUUCACGGGAAGGAUUGUCAAGGGUCUUUCCUUGUCUCUUCAGUCCAUCUACAGCAAUGUCAAUGGCUUUGUUAAGCCGAAUCCAAUAGUCACCAGCAGUUUCAGUGGGUCGAGGCUUUGUGUCAUAGAAGUCAGCCAGAGGCAUAAAUGAGGUCACAGAGUCACUGAAGUGCUGCUUAAGUAUGUCAAACACAGGUUGAGGGUCUGACUUUAAGUCUAAGGAGGGUUGGCUGCGAAGCCCAAUGGUCACUACAGCACGUGCCCUCCCCCGUAGCUUGCCCAAAACCUCAUCCACCUGGUCACAUAACACGAUGCCCCUCUUACUCAAAUAAAGUCUCAUUGCCUCCUCCCACCCACAGACUGAUAUCCCAUCGGUAUUGUCCCCCCUGAAAGGACGUGGCUCAUGGCUAUCAUGGUUGAUUGUCAGGUUAACCUUAGACAGAUCAGCUGUGGUCGAGUGGGUAACAUUAGCAUCAACAGCUGGAAUGGACUUAAGACAUGAAACAAUGUUCUCACCUAUACUGGUGCCUAUCUGUUUCACCAAGUCACUGAGAACAUGGACAUCCCGCCCAGAAAAUGUAGACUCCCCACCCACCCCAAUAUCUGCAGCUGCGCAAGCACCAUCCCUCCCAGGGCGAGUAUGAGGAGUAGAGGUAAUGUGUCUGUCUCCACCAAGCCCACCCAUAGUAGGAAACUGACUAAACCAUAGCCUUGAACCCCUACCAAUACUUGACACAUUAUGUUCAUCCAUUGUCAUUGAAAGAGAGAAAAAAAAAAGUCACAAAAUCUCAAAAUCAAGUACUCUAUAAUCACUGAUUCACAGAAACACCCUUAUGUUUUCUCUAUCCUUCACUUUGCUCUUGUUUCUGCUCUUUAAAGAGAAGACCAGGUAUCAACCUGAAAUCACACAUUAAAUGAGUCAACAAUAAGGAAAGAAAACAAAUCUCAACAGGUCACAUUCAAAUACAACACUGACCAUGUAGCAUAGACAAGUGGACUCCCUUUUUUAUUUAUUUAUUUAUUUAUGUUUGUUUUUUUUUUGUUUUUUUUUUUAACGUGGAAGCCUCAGAUCUCUACACCCCGCAAAGAAACCACAGUCCACAAACCAGGGCUGAGAUCACAACCAGACUCACAAUAUCCAGCAAAGGGGCAAACCACACAUGGAGAAGCAGCAUGAAGCAGCAGAGGGGUCACUCGUCCAGCGUCGGCGUCACCAUGAAGACGAACGGGUCACGGCACCAUUGUAGCGGUCGUACUUGCGUUGUGUGAUUAAUUCCGUAGAGAAACCAUACUUCUGUGUUAGAUUCGAUGUUUAUUCAGUACCCAGUGAGCAGCUCAGCACAACUGUGCUAACAAUAUAUAUUCAAACUCUGUACCUGGCAGAAUAUUAUCAUGGUCAGGUCUCACAUCAGACAUGCGGUCUCUCUCUCACUGCAAGUAUAAAAUAACAACAUAAGUACCCUCUUAAAUAAGGAAAUUAAAAGAUAAUUAAAACAAAGAAUCCCAGAGAUCCGACAUGUGGACUUACCCAGUGAGCAGCUCAGCACAACUGUGCUGCUAGACUGGGGUUCACUCCCCAAAUCCCCAGGGGGUGAUGCAUUCGAGGGCUGCAGGGAAUCUGAACAUCCUUAAAAGAACCUAAUGUAAGGCAUGGCAAGUGAAAUCACUAAAUAUUAAUUCUAACUACGUUACACAUACACGCAGAGGCAUAGACAUACAACAAUGAACCGACAAAGAAUCAGGCGAAGACAAGGACUAUAUAUACACACACAGUGCAUUGAGAGGCAGGUGAGACACUGAGACACAGGUGCAGACAAUUACUAAGGAGGGAAAACUGAGGAAGUAGAAACAAGACUAGAAACACAGGAAAUAAACUACUUCAAAAAACGAAAAAAAAACAAAAACAAAAAUGGAAACACUGAAAACUAAUAUAAACACUGAGAACAUGAGGCAACCGGCAUCAGACACAAACUGAAAACUCACAGGGCAGGACUACAGGGGAACAGGAACAAUAGGGAACGGAAAAACUAGGGAAAAUCAUAAAGAAAAUACACUCCAGGGAAAAACUAACUCAAACUGAACAUAUCAUGACAGUCAGAGGGUAUAAUGCUGCGAUUCCCCCCGACAUUUCACUGUCUGUGACUGAAAUACAAAAUACAAAGAACUGAGUAGAUCAUUGCUGGAAUAUCUAUAAAAUAAAAGAACCCCUUCAGUCUUUGACACUCAUAAUGCCACUAUUUCUGCCCUCUGAAGCAGCUGUUUUUUGAAAAGGUUCUUUAAAAUAUUUUCCUGAAGUAAAGAAAAACUACUGCAAUAUUACUUGUGCUUUUAAGAUUUAGCAGAAAACAGGUAUAACAGCAAUACUUGAAGCAUACCAUUUUUCAAAUUUGCAUAUUGUAAAUAUUGUGGCUAAGUCACUUGUGUCACCUUGCAAAUUUUAUUUUAUUUUAUUUUUCAAAAUUACAGGUUUAAUUCAAUUACCAACAGCCGAGUUGACAUUGUACUGAAUUUUUUUCUUUUUUUUAAAUCCUGGUUCUUAUCUCCUUUAGGAAGUGCCUCUGCUCAGUUUACCAAUCCUGACAGCACCUGCUGGCGUAUCUGCUGUAGCUGCUGUAUCUGUUGCAGCUGCUGCAAAGGUCAACAGCAGGGCUUUAAGCCCUGAAGCAACUGCAUCAUUGUCCUUUAUGGCUCUAAACUUGGGCAGUGCCAACCACAUGUACAAUUCCAGUUGUGAGGUAAACGCCAGGAUGCAGCACAGCAGCUUUGGAGAAUCCAGAAAGAGCUGGAGAGAGUCCAGAGAGAGCCGCAGAGAGGUCAAUUCAGCUACGGAGCAUUUGCAGCAGUAUGACAGCCCCGACGACAUUGCCCUCCCAGAUAUAUUCCUACAUGAUUACUACUCACAGGUGAGAACACACAGGUUGACACAUUACUCACUUUUCAUUCAACUGACUCAGGCUAUUUUGUGAUGUGGACACUGGGGGUGGUGGAUUGCAGGAGUAGGCUAUAUUCCUGUCCUCUUUACUUCUGGUAACGCUUUUCAUCAAUAUCUAGAAUAAGGUCUUCUAAAAGCUGAGUCCCCAGUUAAGUUGAGGCAGGUAAUUGAACAAAAGUGUUAACAUGGUAACUGAGCCAUAGGCAAAUACAACUCUUAUAAAAGGGAGGAGGAUACACAUCAUCCUGCCACAUUCAUUCAAAUGAGUAGACCGGGGGUGUGGCUGCCUAUCAAAACAACAAGUGAAGCUAUGUGUUAUGUGAUAUGAAUAACAAGUAGUAUUAGAUUUGUUUUGUCAGAUGCAGAAUUGACUUUACAAUGAACCCCUCUGCAUUUCCACCUUGUUAGAAUUAAAGGGAUAUUCCGGCAUAAAAUUAAGUUAGGGUCAAACACACCGUAACACCGAGUUAGACACCCAGUCGAGAAAUGAAUGUUGCUGACUGCUUGCAUCUCUAGUUAUACCAACUUUAGUAACAACUGCACAGAGCCACCUGGUCAACCAAAAAGCCACUCUAUAGCCACAAAUAAUGCUCAGAACAGCACCUAACUUCAUCAACAGUACAUAUAGGGUCCCAGCCAUAGUACUAGCCACCAAAUGUCUUUUUAACUUUGCCUGAUUUCGUGUUUCACGUAACUCUCUCUCUUUCUAUCAGCAGCCGCUUGUUUGUAUGGAGACCUCCGGGCAAGUCCAUUGACCGCAGCCGAGGGACGCAGCUUAAAGAAGAACAUUUAUAAUCAUUUCCUCAUGGACAUGCAAUCAGACCUAGACGCCAAGGCAGAAGAACUACUGCAUCUGCACAGUGCAAAAUGAUUAAUAUGAUGAUUAUUACUUAAAGGAAAUGAUAACGUAAUUAUCAUAAAUGUUCUUCCUUGAGCUGCGUCCCCCCGCUGCAGUUGAUGGACUCGCCUGGAGGUCUCUGUACAAACAAGCAGGGUUUCUAACUCAGUGUUUGAUCCUAACUUAAUUUUAACUGUUUAAUUGAAUCUGUUUUUCAACAAACCCCCUUCAUAGUAAGCGCAGAAGCUGUUGUUGAUGUUCAUUCACAAUUAACACUGGCCAUUGUGUCAUUGUAUUUUACAAUCAAGUAACAUUUGUUCCAAUUAAAUACUUGGGAAGGAUUGGAUCAAAACUAAAAAGCUAACAAAUCAUUGGUUGUAUACAACAUAUAUAGAUAGCAUGUUGGUGAUCCAGUCCAAAAUAACAGCAGUACCACUGCUGUGCUGAUGUUUUGAACACUUGAUAUAAGAGGGCUUUUCUUAUUGGUUCUAUUGGACCAUGGCUAUGGCAGAGCACCAAUGACAGCUGGUUAUUUUCCAGAAUAAAUCCAAGUCAUUAUGCUUUAUCAAAAUGUUGCAGUGAGUAACAAAUAAUUAGAGGUCAAGUGAAUAUAUCUUUCAAAGUGUUUUCAAGCUAAUUGCUGUGGAAUUUGUUGCACCUGGCAAACACGUGUUAAAAUCUAUUUCUUUGUCUAUGUGUUGUGUAGAAGGCAAGCUGUGCAGCAGCGAUGAAUGCAGCAUGGGACUGUCUGUUGGAGCAUGAUUUUGAGGGCCUCGGCUCGCCUGCAGGCUCCUUGGGCUGCUGCAGCAUUUUGUCGGAGUCCGAUGAUGACCUGGAGUUUCUUGAUUACCUUGGGCCAAAGUUCAAGAAACUGGCUGAGAUCUGUUCUCCUCCCAGACCUCUGACACCACCAAAAAGUGUCCCCAUACAUAAAGUUGACCUCAUUUCUCAGUCUUAUUUGAAGACUAAACUACUAGAGCAAAAUCAAAAUGUCAGCAAGGGCAAGUCAUCCAGCAGUGCCGUGGGCUUUAAUAGAGCAUCCACUAGCCACAUCCAUGGGCAAAAGUCCACAAGUCUUGUGGGAUUUAAUGAAGCAGCUUCCAGUGUGCAUAAGCAAAGUACACACCUUAGCAGCAUGUCUCAGUCGUCUCAUGUCAGCCCUGUUACUAAAACCAAGAUGCCCUCUCAUGGCCAUGUGCUUCUAUUACAGGAACAGCCUGUCUUCUACACCACUCCUAUGUUGAGUCCUAUGCAUUAUGUAGUCAAACCCCUACCCCAGAGCCCUGUGCUGCUGGCUGAAGCUCCUGCCUCCAACCUGCAGGGCAUGUUACUGCUCAACAGGAGUCUUGGAAACAUUGCACCAAUCCAUCAUGGGGGAACCAUGACAGGGACUUUACCUUUUAGUGAAACAAGAGGGAACAUCAUGUUGGAAGGAAGCCAGGUAGUUGGGAUGUGGCAGCAGAGGUCUGAUGACCCAGGAGAAGUGAGGAGUAUCAGAAGGAGUGAUUGUAGGAUCAGGUCAGAGGGUGGAGCUGGGACAGAGCCAGUUAGUUAAAACUUUUGUGUGGGAGUAAUAGGGUUUGAAGAGCAGCACUUGAUGUCAACACAGAGUUGAUAAAAGAGGAACCAAGUCCACAGUAUCAGCAAGGAAAGAUUUCAUACAUUAGAAAUUCUGAAAUUAUGAGCAUGUCCAUACAAAGUCAAUUCCAGCGCAACCAUCAAAAGAUUCCUUUAUGAAACAAAAAGCAACAGUUAUACAUUUUAAUGUGUUUGGUCUAUGUAAAAUGGAUUUAUCUUUAUUUAUUUAUUUUUAGCUGCUGGUUUGUGUGAGAUACUUGUCAAGAGUCAGUGUAUUACCCUGGUGGGAUCCAGGUUAGCUGAGAACAAAGCAGAGAACUGGCAUUGAAGCUGGCAUUGGUAGAGACAGCCACUACAGACAAGGUCAACUUUAAUACAUAUGACACAUCAUUUUAGAAGAGACAUAUUCCAGCACUUUAGUUUGCCAUCUGAAAGCCUAUUCACUUUUGUCCUUUCACAUUGGUAUGUGACACAUUUGUGUUCCUUCUGCAGCACACUGAUCAGUUGUUUUGGUUUUUGAUUCAAGAGCAACUAUCAUUAUUUUAUUAAAUUCUAAAAUCCAAAUAAAGUACACUUACACCAACAUAAGUAACUACAUACAAGUUUGUCUAAACUACUCACAUGGUAAAGUUGGUGCCACAUACACUAUCGGUCAGCUUAGCAUCUAUGCUGGCUCUCUGAGCAGUUUUUUUUUUUUUUUUGUGAUUUAAAAAAGUGAUUUAAUUUGAAAGCAAGACUGUAAGAUUUCAGUUCAUUUUGUAUGCAGGUAACUCUAAAUCUUAAAAGGUCAUUGUCUAAAACUGUCCAGGAGUCUUGGAAAAAAAGUGUCUUCUUGGUCUGUGAGAAAUAGUUAUUUUCUGAAAUCAGAUAAUCAUAGUGUUUUUCAAUUAAACACUAGAUGGUAGUAUAACCACUCAGAGUAAGAAACUCAAACCCUAAAUUAUAGUAGAGUAAAGCAUGUCUUCAUGCUGACUCAGAACCAGACUGCUGCUUUAGGUCUUUUCAUGUCUGGUAUAAAAAAAAUAUUUUUAAACUCCACUGUAAGACAGAAAAAACAGUAACACUUUUCUCUUUAGAGCUUCAUUUUUACACUGAGCUUAUGUUGUUGGGUGGUGGGAAAUAUUUAAAAUAAAGCGUCAAGACCGGAAUAAGGUGGUGGGAUGUAGCUUUUUUAGACAAUAAUGACGAUGCAUCAUGUUAAAGAGGUGUGGUACAGGGUUUCGUUUUUUGAGAAAUAAGAGUAUCGCACAAAUUUCCAAAGCUCAUUCUGAUCAUUACAGUUGAGAUUAUUUCAUGGCUACCUCUGUGUGCUGUUCUGUAAAUUUGUGUGUCUUUUGGAGUUAUUGUACUGUAUUUACUCCAGGUCAUUUAAAUCAAAAUCCACGGGAAAUGAUACUACUCUACUUAUAUUUAGAUUAGUAUUAUCAGAGGUACUUGUGACAUGUCUCCUGCCUUUUUACAACCAGAUUACUAAUAAAUAUCAGAUUGUA
This is a messenger RNA of Xyrichtys novacula (pearly razorfish), 78581 nucleotides long. Lineage: Eukaryota; Metazoa; Chordata; Actinopteri; Labriformes; Labridae. The record is from the annotation of a GenBank genome assembly.